CCUGCUUUUCACUGGUGCCAGUUCUAAUCUGUUUCCACAGUGCAGCAAGGAAUGAAGCUUACGCCCAUCCCACAUCUUCAAUGGACUGUGCAAAAUGAGAUUUGUUGCAGUCUUAUUGGCAGAGGGCAAAUGCCCACAUCCUAGAAAUGACCACAGAAACGGGCAGUAGUAGUUGGGAUGCAGGUUACAGAAGGAGAAAGCUUCCGUACCUUCUGUCACUUUCAGAAAAAGGCUGCAAUAGAUGGACAGGGAAGUAAAGGAAAGCUUGCACUGUCACUACCUUCAUUAACCCCCAUCUCCCCGCACGCUUUGAACGGAUGCAGAAGGUGCAACUGCUGCAAUUGUCAAGCCCGUAUCUUUCACCAGCAAUUAAAUCUGCUGAUAAACAAGCAUUUAAUUUUCCAGUAACUGGUUGCCACAUCUAACUUUGUCAGGUAGCCUGUAACCUUUCCUCCUUCAUUCCGGGUCACAUGUCCUUUUCCAUUCACGUCCGAAAACUCUAAUUCCAAACUACUUUUUCCUUUCGUGGUUGCUGAUUUUUAUUUUUUUUUAAAGCGGCAAAUGGGGCGGGGAACGAGGGAGGACCAGAAGGUGAACCUACUGGUGUUAACAGUCUCCUGCUGCGUCGUUAAGCGCUCCUGAACUCAGGUGAUUAUUUGGAGCCAUGCCACGGCUGGAAGAAGAUGAUGAUGAGGAUGAAGAAGAGUGUCGGGUAUUUGCUUGCUCGCUGACGGUCGUUUGCAAGACAACCCUGUCGCCUUUCUGUCUCUUGCUGUGCUCCUGGUGCUUCUUCCAGCUGGUCGGAGGAGGAUUCUCGGAGGGUCCUAGCGUGGAAGGAGAAAGAGCGGGGCUGGCAACGGUUUGCGGACGGAAAACCAGCAAGCCUGUAUUUUUCACCAGGCACGAAGGACUUAAUAACCACCCAGAGUAAAACUGGCAGACGAGUCAAAGGAAGGUAGAGAAGGGGAAAUCAUGGAGAGCAAAAGGAAACUCAAUCGUGGUUAGAAGCAAAGAAAAAGAAAGAAAUGCUACAGGGGAAAGGGGGGUGGGUAGGGAAAAAAAAUAGAAAUGAAAGUAUAAAAAACAGAGUGAGAAACACUGAUUAUCUCUCUCUGCCCCGCCCCCCGCCUCUAAAAACCCCCCUCCUAAUUUGCAAGUAGGGAAGGGGAGGGGGAGGAGCGGCAUGUACCACUAAUUCUCAAAGGGAGGGGGAGGGAGCCAUUGUGACAUACCCUCCGCUCCCACCUUCCCGCUCCCGGGUGCCCGGCUUCCUCGUCGGAGGCGUCGAGUCGUUGAGACCAGGGACGUCCCGUCAGAGAAAGGCCUUCAGGGAAAGAGAAGCACAAAGGAGGGGGGGACCCGCGCUCUCAACUCCCCUCCCCUGGCGGUCGGGAUGGUCCGUCCCGUUCCUUCGGUGGGAGGAGGAGGAGGAGGAGGGGCAGCGGGCGCGACGCCUCCCCGCGCAGCGACACACGAACCCGGCGCUGCGAAGGGAAGGAGGCGGAGGAGGAGGCUGCGCUGCCGAGCCGUAGCGGCGGCGGUUGCUGCUGCUGCUGCUGCUGAGAACGGAGCCCCCAGCAUGGCCGGGUCCAUUGUGGCGGCGGACGCUCCGCCGGCUCCUCCCGGCCGCCGCCGCCGCCGCCGCUGCUCGUCCUCUUCCCCUCCAUCUCGGCUCUGUUGCCACCGCCGCCCGGCUGCGCCCGCCCUGCCCGGCUUGCUCUCGCUGGGCUUGCUCCUCUCCCGCGUCUGCUGCGGUGAGUCGCCGCAGAAACUUUUCUCUCUUUUUUCCGCGAAGGGGGCGGCGGCUCCUCUCCGGACCAAACCAGUUCCCUCUCCCCCUCCACCCUCUCCCCUCCGUCGUCCGAGCGCGGGGCGCGAAGGGGCCGCCGCUGUGGGAGGGACGGAGGUUGAGAAAGAGCGAGCGAGGGAGGGAGAAGUGGCGGGCGGGACUUAGGGGAAACUUUUCCCUCAACCGCUAGUCGGGAGAAGUUGCGUGUCCGGUGGAGGCGAGGUGGGCCAAGCCGGAGGCGAGAGACCCCGGCCGGAGGCGCAGGGGCGGCGGGAGGAGGGGAAGUGCCUCGCGUCUUUUCUCUUCAUGAGGGGAAAUGGAGGAACCCACCUCGAGGGUCCUUCCCCCCCACCCCUUUUUCAAUAUUUCGCGAGGGGGGGCUGGAGGGUGAGCUUAUUCGGUGUGUGGGGGGGCGGUUGCUGCUUCUGGGUGUGGCGCUCGAGGGGGGCUUCUUGUGAAGGGGGGGGCCGCGAAGCCGGGCAAGAGUUGUGGGGCGUCGAAGAGCAAGCGAUGUGUGCGAGGGUGUGUCUUGUCUGCAGCUCAUGUUCCUCUGCUGAGAGAAAUAUUCGUUUUCUCGUGCGCUCGUUAAAAGGCACACACAUACACAGAGGCAGCGCUUUCCGAGCCCGUGGCUGCGCUAGCACGAUCAACAUCGCCAUCCGUUACAGUGGCGGGAGGUUCCCCCCGCUUCCCCGACUUGUCUCCGGCAGGCGGGAGCCUCGAAGGUCCGCCGCUCUUUUUAAUAGUUUGUGUGUAUUUGUGCGUUGCCAACCCCGCGCAUCUGCUAUUCCGGGAGCGCUCCUCUGCCCGGCGUCGGCGCGCAGGCGGAGAGUGUGAGCGUGUGUGUCCUGCCGCCUUGUUGUGUUUUGUUGUCGGCGCUGUUGCUGGGAGUUGGAGCUGUUGGGAUUCCACUUGUCACUUGGAGCCGCCGCCGCCGCCGCCGCCGCCGAGACCGUUACGUCCGGCAUUCUGGGAGCUGCGCUGGCUGGAAGCUGCUCUCGCUCGUCUCCGUUCUGUCUCGGCUGAUGACGGGGCAGCCGUGAUUUGUGGGCAGGACAGGCCGAUGCCAUGAUGUAGCUGGCCGCCGCCCUUUUAAAUGCACCCCCUCCGGGUCCCUCUCUCUCCCCCACCCCAUCCCGUCUUAGGGAAGCCCCUGACUUCAAAAACAACUGGUGUGCUUUGCCGGAAUUGGCCAAUAGCCAGUUUGAUGGUGAGCAGCAGGUGCUGAAGCAAAUGCGAAUCUGUGGGGAUGGCUCAUCUUGGAACCACUCCUUUCAGGGACUGUUUGUAGAAUCGUAGAGUUGGAAAGGGAGCACAGGGGUCAUCUAGUCCAACCCCUGUAGAGUACUCUAUAAGGAGAGUCAAAUCAGCUGAGUGCUCCACUCAUUACACAGCCACAGCCAUUAACAGAGUCUUCCAGACUCUGAUAUACACCUGAAGAUAAUUGUAGGGUGGUGCAACAGAUGCUUGUGGAUUUACCAGAAAAGUGGUGCGUUUCAUCCAUGUAUAUACAUCACUUCAUGUCUACCUUAGUUUGUGCAAAAGCCAGAAAUCCUAUAGACCUCUGACUACUAUACUUUCAAUGCUAGUUUAAUACAUGCUUUUUAAAAUUAUCUUUUAUUUGCAGGUGAGGUGCUUAAUAGCUGUUUGAGAUAAUUUGCUCCUAGAAGAUCCACACUUUGUCCCUAAAUUCCUCCUGGCUGCUUUCAAAGCAGUUGUUGAAUGUUUGGCUCUAAACAUUUUCAGGUGCUAGAUAUGAUUGUAAACAAUUAUAUUCACCUUCUUCAGUGUUAUGGUACGCCACCAUUUCUGCAUGAUAUCUCAGUGAAAAUUCCAUUAAAGACAGCAGGUUUCAGUUGAUUCGAUCUUUUUUAACUUAGAAUUAUAGAGUUGGAAGGGACUCUGAGGGUCAUCUAGUCCAACCCCCAGCAGUGCAAGAGUCACAACUAAAGCAACCGUGACAGAUGGCCAUCCAACCUCUGUUUAAAAACUUCCAAGGAAGGCGAGUCCUCCACUUUCUGAGGGAGUCCGUUCCACCGUUGGAACAGCUGUUAUUGUUAGGAAGUCCUUCCUGAUGUUUCGUUGGAAUCUACUUUCUUGUAACUUGAAGUCAUUGGUUUGGGUCCUACCCUGUGGAACAGGAUAAAACAAGCUUGCUCCAUCCUCCAUGUGACAGCCCUUUAACUAUUGGAAGAUGGCUAUCAUAUCUCCUCUCAGUCUCUUCCUUUCCAAGCUAAACAUACCCAGCUCCCUUGAUGGUUCCUCAUAAGGCUUGGUUUCGGACCCUUGAUCAUCUUGAGCACCCCUUCUCUGCACACGUUUCAGCUUGACAGUCAAUAUCUUCUUAAAUUGUGGCACCAAGAAUUGGACACAGUACUCCAGAUGUGGUCUGAACAAGGCAAAAUAAGAGCAGUACUAUAACUUCCAUUGAUCUGGACAGCAUACUUCUGUUGGUGCAGCGUAGAAUAGCAUUGACUUUUUCUGCUGCUGCAUCACACUGUUGAUGCAUGUUAAGAUUGUGGUCAACUAAGACACAGAUCAUUUUCAGGUAUGUGUGUUAUACAAUCACCUGCAUCCCUUUUUCUCAUUCUAGAUAGUAUUACUAGUCAUCACAGCUUUUUCCAAAAUUGAAAGCUGAGGAGUUGGCUUAUUUACAGCUCUUCAUCUGAAGAUUUUUAAAUCUUCAACAAAAGGACUAAUGUAAUGAGGUAUUCAAGUUCAGCUAUAUAAGUAAACAUGAAAUAUUUACAAAUCACCAUAAUUAAUCGGAAAAAUUAACACACACUGGCUCAUCCUCCUUGAAUCUGUAUUUAAGACUAUCUGUGAAUUAGAGGUUGGUAAUGUGACACUUUUAGUCCUUUAGUGGGUACCAAGAGUGAUAAGUUGUUCAAUAUCAAAAUAUUAAUAACGUAACUAUCAUUUUAAGUUGUGCACAUCUUUGAAUUUUGUAGUGGUGUUCUUGGCUCAAAACUUACCAAAAGUGUUUUGAAAUGUGUAUUUUAGAAGAAAGUAUGUUUAGAAAUUCAUACACUGAGGUAAAAUACACUUAUGUAUGUUGUGAUAAAAUAGGAACAUAUAGCUGAAUUCAUCUGCACAGAUUCCCCCUCCCCAAUCCAGUGAUAGGCAGCAUAGACUCCUGAAAUGCAUUUCAGUCAUGAAGGGAAUGGAGCUGGGCUGGAUAAGGACCUGCUGAGUCCUAAGCUGAUCCAGCUAUUGGCCCAGCUGGCAGUGGGUCAUAUAUGUCUCUGCUAUGCCAGCCUGGAGAUGCUGCAGUGACAGUCAGCAUUCUUCAUUGAAUUCAUGAGGACUGCAGCAUUGUUGUGCCUAAGAUACUGAGAUGUGAACCAUCUCAUCUGGGGUUUAGAUCUUGUCUCUACCAUGAACUCAGUAGAUGACAUUAAGCAAACCACUCUUGGCCUUGGUCCCCAUCUGGAAUGUGGCUCUAGUAAAACUUGCCUACAUUGCAGCCGUCUCCUAAAUACCACUGACAAGAAUAUACGUAUGUAAAGUACUCUGAACAUACUAAGUAAAGCCCAAGUUAGUAUUUGUCCUAGACAUAUGCUUUAAGUUCCUUGAAGAAACCUAGCUAUUGAAUCUGUAAAGUGUUGAAUUACAUAUUGGAGAUGAUGAGGCAUUAAACACUGAAGAAUCGGGGAAAGCCAAAUUCAGAUUUUUGAGGUAUUUUAGUAAAAGAUUUACUUAGUGAAAAUUCUCUGCAGACCAUGGCAUGUGGCCAAAUGUAGUUCUUGUGGAAUGAAUCCUUGUCAUAUCUGUCAAGGUACUUAGAAUAUUUCAGUAAACAAUUAAGAGAGCCAUAUUCUACAGGAUCUUCCUCUCUUCUUCCUUUAUAUUGGCAGCACUGAAUAUUUUAAUGAUGGGCCUGAAAAUAAAACUAGUUUCAUGUCUAUAAUUUUCAGGAAGAAUUUUGUUCUUUCCUAUCAUACUUUUUAAUCCUGGAAAGUCUUUCAUAUAUUUAUCAACACAAAUUAGCUUAAGGACUCAUCAGUAGCUCCAGGUAUUUUUGAAUGAUACUGAUUCCUUCCAAUCAAAAUUUUUGGCCCAGUGUUGAAAUGGAACACACUUUGGUUGCCCUAGUGGACCGCUUGUGGGAAAUGAGAAAUGAGAAUGUAAACUUGUUGAUUUUCCUGGAGCUCUCAGUGACAGUUGAUGGCACCUCAUAGGAUUUGUGUAGGAGGGGACUUUUUUCCUUACAUGGUUCCACUGAUUUCUGGAGUGCUUGCUGCAGAAGGUGAUGCUGGGGGACUGCAGCUCUGCCACUGAGGUGCAGCAGAGAGGAUCUUGGUUCCCAUGCAUUUCAGUAUCUAUAUGAAAUGGUUGAGUGAAGUCCAGAGACACUUUGCUGAGCAGUGUUGGUAACACCCACCUUUUUUUCUCUUCCUUACCUUGGAGGCUAAGGAGGCAACGAAUCUUGAAACUGUUUGAGUGUGAGACUUGAUAGGAUGUAAAAAAAUUGAAACUUAAUCCAGACAAGAUGAAACUGCUGUUGAGUGGGAUAUUUUUCUAAAUCUGGAUUUAGGUGAUACAGAUUGUUCUGGACAUGGUUACACUCCCCCUCAAGGAUUGGGUUCAUAGUGUGGGCUGUUCCGUGACCAGCAUAUUUGUCUUGGAGACUCAGGUGACAUCAGGACAUAGGAGUUCCUUUUACUAGCUUCAACUGGCACAUUAGCUGUGAUACUUCCUGGCUAAGUCGAACCUCACCCAUCAAUCAUGCCCUAGUAACCUACAGAUUACUGCGGAAAUGUGUGAUAAAAACAAAACUUUGGUAGAAAAUGCUAGUGCCUAGCCUGGGUUGUGUGAUUAGAACAAAUGGUUGGAGUCUUGUAUUAUCUGAGCUAAUUUUAUUUGUUUCUAAGCUUAAGGUGCUGCUUUUAACUUUUAGAGCUCAACAUGGCAUUGUGACAGGAUGUCUUAAGGACCACUUUAUGUGCCAUCACUCUGUUCAACACCUGGGCCUUUGUGCCAGAUGCCAUUGCCAAAUAAAGUCCAGUAGGCAUCUGCUAGAAGCAAGAUCUUUGAUAAGGGCUACCAUGUAGAAUGCCCACCCCAGAGAUUUGCUGGGUCCUGUUUCUGUACUCCUGGCUGUAAACCUCCUUUCAGUAAGCUGCUGCUUGUUGUGGCUUGUUUAUCUGAUGUGCUUUUUCCGCUUUAUACUUCUUGUUGUAUCAUAUAUUGGUUUUAUUUUGUGAGCGGCUUUGAUUUAUAUUCCUGAUAAGGUGGGAUAUACAUUAUUAAAAUAAACAGAUAUAUCUGGAGUUUUUGGCUGUCAACCAAAGCUGCUGCAGGAUAAUAAUUUCAGUGCUUAUUUUAUUUAAAUGAUUUAUUAUAUCCUGCUUUUAAAAUAAAUUAUUAAGCAGUUUGCUAGAAUGAAAUAUGUAUGCUAACAUUAUAAUGCAUGCAUAUAUAAUAUAUGUAUACAAAUUUAGCAUUAAUAUCAGAAUGAAACAGGUGGUACCAUUAAAGUAACGAUUAAAACUGCCUUCUAGAAUUUUUUUUAAUAAGGUUUCAGCAUCUCUCUCCAAAUAGAGAGGGAGGAUGUUCUGUAUUAUAUUGAGUGAGAAUUUCACCAUUUCCAUGCCACCACCAAGAAAGCCCUGGUCUUGCACUCCUCCACACUGAAUAUAUACAAAAGGCAAUCCAGAGAGUGCAGCCUACAGUAGAGAUCCUAACGUCAGGCAGGCUCAUAUGAGUGUGUGAAGAUAUUUAACUGUCAGAGUUAAUACCUUCACUUUCGAUUGAUUCUGGAAACAAGUAAGCAACCAAUAUAACUGCUGUAGAAUUGCUGCGCUAUGCUCUGACCAUCUCCCCAUAUUUUGCACCUUGUGAGAGGCAGCCUUGUGAGAGAAGAGCUAGAAUAGUUUGGUCUGGGUGUAGCUGGUGCACAGGCCAAAUCUGCCUUUUCUAGACAGAACCAUAGAUUGUAAAAGUUGCUACUGGACGCCAGCACCACCUGGGCAUCCAGGAGCAAAGAAAGGUGCUUCUAGAUCCAGUACAUGGCAUACUUAAUAAUUUCAGGGGGAUCUCAACCUAAUCAAAGACAGGAUGCACAACUCUUUGCAGACUAGCAGAACUUCCAGCAGCAAUUCUCUGGAUUAAAUUUCAGUUUGUUCACUGAAGUUGAGCUGGGCAGGAUGUGGUAGAUAGUUUUCCCUUGCUAGCUAAAAAUAUGGCAGGACUUGAAAUGAUGUGGCAAAGUUAGCAGCCAUCACAUUGAUAACCUUACCCAGCUUCUAGCGGUGAUGAAAGCAAGGGAGGUAACUGUUGUGGGAGGCUACUUUAAGUUGGAAAAGACUGAGAUAAUUGGGUUUCCCCCUCUUAUCCUUCCGCAAAGGCAAAGAGAGUUCAAAUUUGAACACUCCAGGAAAGAGCCUGUGGGGAAGAGCAUUAGGAGAUGACAGGAGAUAACUGUGACCACAAGAGGGCAAUCCUGUCUAGGCAAUCUGGUUUAGAGAGUUGGGGGCUUGUAAAAAUGCUGGAAGGCAAAUAGUUAAAUAAAUAAAAACAGCUAACUCUUGAUGGUUAAGGGAUUUGGGCUUGCACUUUGAGAAUGGCUGUAUAAUAGCUAUUCUGCAUUGGCCUUCUUGCUUACCAAAACUACUUCUGCACACUGACUCAGAGGUUUGCAUCCCCAUCCAGCCAUGAAGCUCACUAGGUGACCUUGGGGCAGAAACAGCCUCUUAGUCUAACCUACUUCACAGGGUUUUUGUGAGGAGCUCCUUGAAAGAAAUGUGGUAUAUAAAUGAAUUCAAGUAGAGCUUGAAUGCUGAACCUAGUUCCUUCACAUGGAGUACAACUCAAUCUAAACAAGAGAGUGUUACUCAAUCUCAAGUCAGGUUGUAUACCCAAACAUCAGUCAGGUUUAUCAUAGCUAACAUAACUUUUGUCUUGUAUGAAUUAGGUAAGUUUUUGUUGCUUUGGUCCAUAUCUUUUUCUUCACAGUUUUAGAACUUCUCUCCAUCAAAUUCCUGGAAGACUAUAAAAGAGUGAGCAAGAUGUGCCAUGGUCGUACUGACCUCUUCCAUUAGUUUAAUUAGGGUUGCCAUGUUUCAAGAAUGGUUGAGAUUUUUAUUUUUGCCAAAGUUGCUGAGCUAUGUAUGUAGGUCAGUAACAAGGAUAAGAACCCCGGUACCUGGCUGGAAGUCACAUUGGAAGGGAUAAUUGGUCUCUUCAUUUAGAAACUUACACAACAGGGUCACCAUUACUUGUGUGACAAACUUAGAUUCCCAUAUGGGAGCUAAUUGUUCUAAAUAAUAGUCUAACCUCUGCUUCCUUCAGAUUUAGAUUGAAGGAUUCAUUUCAAGGAUGCAUGAAGACAAACUAUUCUGCUAGUUGACCUAAUAAACUAGAAUAGGGUUCAUCUUUUUAAUACUGUGUUGUAAUGAUGCUCCCUGUAUAUAUGCAAUGAUUCUAGCAAGCUGAUAGUCAUUUCUUAGUUGCCAGACCAGGUUUUCAGUUGCUAUGGUGAUUUUCCAGCAUUCAAUUCUCUGGUAGAUGAAGUCAGUGUUACUCAGCUUUAUAUUUUAAACUUAGUUUUCUCAAUUUUAAAGUGUUUCCAACCACAGUCAUGUAAAUGAUUUCAUAUUUCAGAUCACAAAAUGUUGCUUCCAUUGAGAUGAACUUAAAGGCUCUUGUUCAAAAUAUGGCUUGUGGAUUGUGAAUGUUAUCUUUAAGUUACUUUGCAGACAUAUAGUGAAUUUUUUUGAGUUAAAUGCUGUUAAGCAUGAAUGCAUUUUGCUUUUAAGAACUACUUGGGAUGGAAGUUGGCAUGAUCAUGCAAGUCUCUUUCAGUUUCAGUGGAGAAGUUUAGUGUCCUGUCUUAUCAAGUGUUGCAAGAGGAUGUAAACUUUCUGAUACCUGUUAUUAUAACAUCCCUGCUUUAUUCAAACCUUUGCUGCUGUUUUAAAUGACCACUUUCCUCCCUUCUCAUGCCCAUGGUGUAGACACUGGUAUUGUACAAUCUGCUUUCUCACUCUGACUUCAAACAAAUCUAAAAUUGUGAUGAGGCACUACAAAUCUUCCAGUGGGGCUUUGUGUGCACAUGUGUUUGUGUGCACAUGUGUAAGAAAUUACAACUCUACUAUGUACAUCAAAUAAUUCCAUAUCAAUAGUUAUGUAAGGGAACAUAAACAGUACGGGCACUUAAAAUCAUUUCAAAUUAGAUCUAAUGUCUUGAAAUUUUGUGUUCUAGUAGUUAUUAGAUUUAUGAAAGAAUGGGAUUUAUAAUCAGCUCAACUCUCUUUAUGUGUUACAGAGUAUGUUAAUUUUGUUAGAAAAGAUACCAUCCAAAUUUUUUACACCACUGGUGUACAUUAGAUCUGGUAUAACCAGAGAUUUCCAGUUAAUUGCUAUUUCUAGCUUUGCUGCUGCAAAUAAUGUCAUCAUAAUCUCAACAUCUGUCUCAUUCAAAGCUCCUUUUGUGCAGGCAGAAAACAUGGGUUCAAAGCUGUAUUGUAUCAAUUGCUAUCAUCUAAGCCACGGUUUAGUGGUAUGUGGAUGAGCCUCAGCAACUACCUUUCUCUUGCCACUUGGUGGGGAUUAGUACUUUUGCCAAAUUUACUUCUGGUUUCAAAGAACCACACAUUAGCAUUAUGUGCAAACCAAGAAACAAACAAUGGGGAAGGGUGCCCAGGGGAGGAAUGCAUUGCAGCAGAGAGGGAGAAAAUCCAUUGUGCAAGCCAAAGUCUGUUGCAUGAGCAGAGCAGAUCUUCCCUGAACACAGAAGUAGUCUGCAAAUGUGUGUAGGUACCAGUAUCCCAGGAAAGUAUGGUAAUGUUCAAAUUUAUGUCAUCUGUACUAAACUUUUUAUUGUAAUAUAGCAAGCAAAUCAUUGCUAAAAUUCCGGAUAAAGGUGGUAAUUUUGCUAUGAGAAAUUGCAAGUAAUAGCAGCUAAACUUUCCCAAUGGUAAAAUACAUGUGGACUCAAUGAUAACAGAACAAAUUUUCACACAAGAAUAAUGUGUGAUGCAGAAUGACUCAUAUUUUGUUCUCUUUCUACUUUUCCCCCACCUUCAGGUGCCUUAGCUGGACCAAAAGUUGAUCCACGUGUGAGAGCAGUAUGGGGGAAGAGUGUUACACUGAAAUGCAUAAUUGAUAUAAAUGAAACAUUAACACAAAUUACAUGGGAGAAAAUGCAUGGAAAGGCUCCACAGACUAUUGCUGUACAUCAUCCUGAUUAUGGAUUUUCCGUUCAAGGAGGAUAUCAAGGAAGAGUAUUUCUUAAGAAUGCCUCACUUACAGAUGCAUCAAUCAUCCUAACAAAUAUUACCUUCUCUGAUUCCGGAGAAUAUGUAUGCAAAGCAGCUACGUUUCCUCUAGGAAGUUCCCAGUCAUCAACAACUGUAACUGUAUUGGGUAUGCUUAUUUUUUAUUUAUUUUGUAGACAUUCUACCUACAUGUUUGAAGAUCAGUAUUAAAACUGGAGUUUGCAAUAUGUGUUCUAGCACAAGAAUUGUCACUUUUGUUUCAAUACUUCUUGGAAGUCCUUGCUUUGUUUAGAAAAUUAACUAACUAAAGCAGUGGAGAUUCAACCUGGUAAAAUGGUUAUCUUCCUUGUCUUUUGGCUAUUUCAUACCUCAUUGUGUUUCGGUUAAGGUGGAUUUUUUCUUCCAUUGAUUAAAGUUUAUGCUCCUUGUAAACCACAUUGGAAUCAUUCUUGAAAAAAGUAUAAUAUAUACCUAAAUAUAUCUAGAUAAACUGGUUCGGCAUUAUGAAAAUGGUAAUGGCCAAUGAGGUUUCCUGAAAGACCAUUUGAUUACCAUUCCUGUCUUCCCCUACAGUGGAGAGCUUCAGAAGAGGGCAUUGCAUGGGUGCUGUGGACCAAUAAUAGUUUCAGUAUACAGUGGUACCUCUGGAUGCGAACGGGAUCCUUUCCAGAGCCCCGUUCGCAUCCUGAGUAGAACGUAACACGCAACUGCACGGGUCACAUUUCGCUGCUUCCGCGCAUGCGCGUGAUGUCAUUUUGAGUGUCUGCGCAUGCCUGAGUGGCAAAACCCAGAAGUUACGCACUCCGUGCCGGGUUGCCACAGAGCGCAACCCAAAAAUACUUGACAUGAAGCUACUUCAAACCUGAGGUAUGACUGUAUGUACUAUUUCCAUGUAUAUUUGCUUCCAUGUAUACUAGCUAUCUCAAAACGCUUUAAGUCAAAUCUAAUGGGCUUUGUUCAUUCAUUUUAAACUGGUUUCAUGGCCUCUGACUGAUUUUUUGUUUGUUUAUAAUUAUUGCCUCUUAGUUUAUAUUUUUAAUCCUAUUUUACUGUAUUAUAGUUUAGCUCAUUGACUUGGAAUACCUCAGGAUGAAGGGCUGUUUAGACAUUUUUAAAAUAUAUAAAUACUUCUAGCCCCUUGGUAACAAAUUGUCUACUGAGCUGAUGAUUUGCCAUUACUUGGUGAUAUUUUCACACAUUCUCACUAGGGGGAACAUGACCUUGUAGCUUCUUCAAUGAAUAGAGAAAAUAUGUUUUAUUCUCUGAUGUAUUUGUCUAGAAUAGUUUUAGUUAGCUAGGUAUUCCCUUGAUUUAGGUUUGAAUGCUAUUGUCUGGAAAUGGAAUAUUCAGUUGGAUUGUAUUACAAAAUUCUUGGAGUGUGCGAAGGUGCAUCAAUUAGUAUUGUAGCUUAGGAACAUAAGAAGCUGCUUUAUACCAUGUCAAACUAUUCUUCUAUUUAGCUUAGUAUUGUCUUCACUGACUGGUGGCAGCUCCUCAAGGUUUCAAGCAGGAGCCUUUCCUAGCUCUGCUAGGAACUUGGGAUCUUCUGCAUGCAAGGCAGAUUCCCCACCCUCAUCUUCCUUUAAAAAAAACCCCUUCCUUUUUAAAGAGCUAAUUGUUGAAAGUCUUAUCCUAUAUAUAUUUAGUGAUAUACUCUAGACAAGCUCCAGGAAAAUUAUUUGAUUUUCUCCUUUAGAAGCCAGCCUAAUUAGGUACAUUAAUGUAUAUUAUACCUGUGUUCCUAUUACCGUAUUUACCUUGAGAAUAGCUUCUGUGCUGCCAUAGAAACCUGGCAUAAAGCAUAUUCCUCAAUUUGUUUUAUUUGAAUGUGACUAACCCAUUAAAACUUUCUAUCCUGUAACUGUGCUGUGUGAUAACUAACUUUAGCCCCUGAAAUUUCUCUACAUGCCCUCUCUUAAAAUAACUGUUGGACAAUUUCCUUGUACUGUUCUUCCCAUAUUUAUUUAUUUGUUGCUUACUUAGAUUCCAGCUUUCCCUAAGUUGGAAUUCAAGGUGACUUACAACAUUUUAAAAGACAAUAAACAAACUAUAAAAUUAAAACAAACUAGUUAAAAACAAACAAUUAAGAUACAUCAGAACACAUUUAGAACCAGGAAUUAAAAUACAUUUUGUCCUGACAGUAGACUAUUGAUCAGCAGCAUCUGUGCCUUAAGUUUUCAAAGGCCUGUCUUAGUAGGAAGGACUUAUCCUGCUGAUGGAUAACAAAGAUGGAGCAGCCACAGAAAAGACUGUGUCAUGUGCCACCAGCACCAAUGCUUCUUAUGUUGAUGGAGCUCAGAGGAAGUUAUCACUUGAGGAUUUUAGUACAUAGGCAGUUUCAUAUAAGGAGUUUUUUCAGGUAGCCUGGGCGCAAGCUACUUAGGCUCUUGACAAGGUUGCUGGUGGCGAAGUUAGAAGUGUGUCCUUGUUGGUUUUUUAAGUCCUUAACAGGAUUUUUUUUCUUUGUUUACAGAAUGUUAUAAAAUAUAAGGAAUUGGUUCUAGCAGUUCUUGUAAUUUAUUCUGGUAAAAUAUGCUUCUCCUUGAGAAGGCGCUUGAUCUUAAUCAAAAUGAAGCAUCCUCAUCCUAUGCUUCCUUUUUUACCUUUGUGUACAGCAACAAAAUGUUUUUUUCUCUCUCUUUUAGAAAAUUUAAUUCUUGGCAAUAAAUGUGGCCUUCACAAAAUAGCCACAGCAUUCUACAUAAUGCUGUAUACCCUCUUAGCAUUGUUGUGGUAACAUUUGUGAUACAUGGUUUGCUGUUUGAUGCCUGCCUCCACCAGUAGAUUCUUAUAUUGAUCAGAGGACAACAUAUUUCUGAAAUGACCCAGAACAUAGAAUAUGUUCCUAUUGAGUGCACUGCUGCUGCCACAGGAACUUUCCCUGGUGACUACGACAUCAACAGUUGUUGGUGUGUUUGGAAAACAUUAAGACUUGCUCUGCAGUGUGAAUAGGCAGACCCUGCAUGGUUUCUAUCAAUAUUAUUUUAAAUGCUAACUUUAGUAUUUUGCAAAUAUGGGGAGAUUGUUUAUUUGUGUUUAACCCCUUUGUUUGCAAAUGUUGAAAUUUAAAUCAUUAUUUCUGGUAAGCUAAAGCAAGCUGGACGAAGCUGUGAUAUGGGAUAUUCUUUGUUAUAAGAUUAGAAUUUAGAAGGCAGCGUCCAAAAUAGGGGUGAAAUGAAGUAACUACAACAGCUUAGAUAAAACAGUGGUCUUCUAGGAGGAGUCCACAGCAAGUGUUAAUAAGGUUCACAUUCUAUGCAGCUUCAGAUGUAUAGUAAAUUGGAUCUUGGUUUCUGCAUUUUACAGGUUUGUCCUUUAGAUUGUAAUAAAAUGCCCUGCCUUUAAUUCUGAUCCUAUUAAUGAAGGCAUUUUCAUGGAAGAAAAAUAAUGGUCAGUACAAUUUAAAUACUGGAAGUUCUCCAUCCUGUUCCUUUCACUGGUCCUAUUCCCAAGUGCUAAUUCCCACACCCUGUACCCAUACCCACCAUCUUUGUGGGAUAAGGAAGGGGCAGGCUUUUUAAAGUUUAUACUUCCUUGAUGUGGUAUGUUUCUGUAAUAAUGCAUCACACCCAAGGGCAGUUUCUUACAAGUAUUAGAUUAGACAGUGAUGCUUAUUAUUUCAUAUAACUUGGCUGCAACCCUUCACAAGCAGAUUGACUUAAGAGUUAGGUCUGACCCCCGCCUGGAUUUAUCUGUAAAAUAUUAGCCUCUAAACCCAUUUUAUCAGUGAAGAUCCACAUGAGACAGUCUCCAAGUUAAGACUUGGCAGGGCAGACAGUAGUCCUAGUUGCAUGUAGAUCUAUUUAAGGGUAAAUGUCUAGUCAUCCCAAGGUACAUUGCAAAUAAGUACUUCAUUUAGACAUUCUUACUUUACUCAAGGAGGAAAUAAUAUCAGGAUGAGGUGUGAAUUUUAAUAGUGGUUUCCAAAGAAAAUAGCUGCUGUGGACAAGUCUUCAGACCAUUUUCUGCCUAUUCUUGGUUGAUAUGACCUCUUGGAACAUUGCAAAGAAGUGCUGCACACUCUACAUGAAGCAUGGUCUACCAGUCUAUGAUCUACUCUGUCAUUUUUCCAGUCACUGAAAAUAAAUAAUACAUGGCCCAUCUCUUCUUAAGCCCUUUACUCACCCCAUCAUUCAUUUUGGAAAGACAUUGACUAAAUACAUUUUCACUUAUUUUCCAUUACUAAGUUGACCAAACUUAUUUCCAAGUUUUCAAAUCUUCUCCCCCAGUAAUCCUUCAGGUUUAGUGGGUGAUUUAUUAAUAUUGAAAAUAGAUUAUUUACUUUGAUCUUUGUUUGUCUUUCUCAAAAUGCAAUUUCAUGUGCUUCUUUAUUCAGUAUCCAACUUAAAGUCUUUUUUCUUAAUCCUGUAUCAGUUCUGAAUCUAAUAUUCCUAAUUUUAUCUCUCCUAGUUUCUCUUAUCACACAGAAUUUAUCAACAACUCUUAUUUAUGCACCAUAAUGGUCAGAUUAACGUAUUUAGAACAAAAAGGGGAGAAAAAUGAUUAUUUUUCCAUAGAGCAUAAUAUAUAAGGCAUUGAACACAAGCGCUCAUAAAACUUGUAUUGGACAAAAUUUAUUGUGAUUGGAACAAACCUAGGCAAGUUGUGGGUUUCACUCUCUUCUCUGCAGUCCUCUCAUGUGCAGCUGCAAAGAGUUAAGCUUCAUUUUCUGUUCUUGAUUAACCCUAAUUUACGUUGCACACAUCUGACAAAUUGAGGUUCAUCUUAAAUCAUGGGUUAUGAAGCUGCUUACCUACAGUGUGGACAUAGCCCUAUACUGUGGUUAAUCCAAAAUUCAAAACCAAAGUAGAAAAGCUCUGGCAGAAAAGAAGAGGGAAGGAUGGGAGUGGACAAGGUUCAUCUAUGGCAAGUUGAGAAAUAGUGUGAUGAGUCAAGUACUCUUUCUCUGAAACACUUGUGGCUUGUUUUUUUGUCCUUAAAAUUCAAAUGAGUUAAAAUGGAAGAAUGGCUGCAAAUUUCCUCUGUUGGAACUGUUGGGUAGUUGAUUCUAAGAUGAAAACUUGCCCUUUGUGCUUUAUUUCCUAUGGGGUGAUGGGGCGGUGUGGCAGGAAGAGGCUGGGGAAGAGGAGAGGGAAGCAGGGAUGUUAGCCAACUGUAUAACUAGCACUAGGAAAGAUCAAUAAGUGGUCCACUGAAAUGUCCAGCAAUUUUCAGGUGAAAAUUGUUUGGAAAUCCCUGCUGUUUAGGAUUGAGCAGCAUGCGACAAGCACUGUCACUUGACUGGGACCAUCAUUUUGUUUUCAGAUAUCUAGUAGUGUGAAGAAAGACUUGUGGUUUAACUAGCAUGACUGAGAAAUUAAAACAGCAGUUAUUCAGUGCCCAGAGUGUAAAGGACUAAUAUUUUCUUGCUCAAGUAGUUUACUGUAGGCUAAGAAUUUCUGCUACUUCAUGAGAACUUAUCUUUCAGUCUUUCUCUGCAACAAUAAAUGUUAGAAACCCAUAUUUAAUCUUUGCAGUAGUAAUUCACGGAAGCAAAAUAUUAACAUACAGGGGUGGGUUAACCUAUGCGUUAACCUGUUCCACCCCUGCUGAAUUAACAGUAGCAGAAAGAAAAACUCCAGUGAACACAGUGCUGGGGAGGCUGCACUGCUAUGAUGGUGAUAUAAACCAUUCCCUCCCUGGUUGUUGGGUUGAUCAUUAGAAUGGGGUGUGCCUGUUUCUGUGCCUUGUGUGUUUGUGAGCUGUAUGCAUGGUGGAGAGGGAGGAGUGUACCCACAAUCACUGCUUUGUAGUAGCUUUCUAUACAGUAGAUUUAUGAAACACAGACUAUCUAGAACAUCCUGAGUAUUCUAUCAUUUUAACUAUUGAUGUAGAUAACAAAAUAAAUUUAAAUGGCGCCAUACUUCAUGGUCUAAGCAAAAAAGUAGUAUUAUCUAACUUUUUUUCAGAAUUAGCAUGUGCAAAUAGCCUUUUCCCCAAUUUCUUACAAUUACCCCUUCAUUGCAGCCACCUGAACAACACCACUGCAUUCUGGGGCAAAGUGUUUAAGGGGGGGCAGUGGGGAUGGGGGUGGAAGCAAGGCUUACUGACUGUGUAAACUUUCCUCUCUGGUUCAAAUCUUUACUUUUAAAUGGAUACCCCAUUCUUCCAGUGGAAGCUCGGGAGGGCUUACAACAAAAGAAAAUAACAAUUCUGUUAAAUCGACCAUUUAAAAAUGGGUGUUUGGUUGAACUUCCUAAAAUGAGGUCUACUGCAUAAAAAAUAAAGUGCUUGGUAAAACUGAAAAGGUCUAACCUGGCAGAAAGCACAAAGGGGGGCGGGGCGGAGGGUGGCAAACAAAUCUCAUCUAGUAAGUUAUUCCACAGUAUGAUAGCUGUGGAAAGCGAUCUCUCUCACCUCAAUCAUGCUUCUGCUACAGGCAGACCUAGGAGAAAGGCCUGUCCACAAAAAUCUUAGGAACAGUAUAGGCUGUUAAGGAAGGUAUCUUGGACCCACACAGUUUAGGACUAAAGGUAAGCACCAAGACUUUGAAUGCUACCUGGAAACAAAUUAACAACUAGUGCAGCUGUUGGGUGAACACUCACAAAUACCCUUCCUGUAUUAUCGACCAACUGAAGUUUCUUAAGAUUCUUUCAGGUAGCCUUGUGUAAAAGUACAUCUGUUCAGGAAUGGACACAUCACUAUUUGCAUUCAGAUGCAAAGCUGGAAACAGGAGUACCCCCAAAUUGCAACACUGAUUUUUGGGGGCAGGAGUUACUCUCCAAUCCAGAAUAGACUGUAUCCCUAGGGGUGUGUGUGUGGUCUAACUAGGAGCAUUGUUGUCUUGAUUCUGGGCAUCAACAAUUUUUCUAAUGUCUGAUGAAAAUAAGAAGAGUACCCUUAAAUUGCACACUGUUGACAAAAUGUUCCAAAUCCCUAAAUCCAGAAGCUCCAUGUAGAUAUUGAAAUAGCAUGGAGGACCAGACUAAACACUUAGGAACACUAUUUGCCAGUAGCCAAGGCAUAGUAUAAGAGUCCUCUAGUUUUAUUUGAAUGAACUGUGGAACUUGCUAUGAAUACACUAUGGAACUGUAACAGAACUCUGCAUGUCUUGACUCUGGCAAUAGGUUUAAUUGCUUAAGUGGGCAGUAACAGUUUGUCUUUAUUAAUGUUAAUAUUUAUCUUCAGAUAUUCCCAUUGGAAUGUACUAUACCCUCAUGUUUCUUAUAAAUGUGACAUUUAUUCAAUUCAAGGUGGCUGUACUGAUCUGAUUAGGAACUGAGCUAUUAUGAUACUGUGUCUAAUUACCUGGCAGAAGAAAGCCCUAUUGAACUGUACAGAAUAGGUUUGCACUGCUCACCUACUUGUUGUUUACUGGCUGACUAAUUAUUCAGGUAGGCAGUGAUGGACUACAUGGUGUCCUGCCCUAUUCAAUUUGUACAACUGAGAAGAAUUAUCACAAUAAGUCAAGUAGAGCACUUUUCUUUUGAAAUAAAAUUGCCGAUAACUUCAAAUAAAUGUAAUGCUAGUUACCAUAACAAUGUAUAGAAAAAAGAAGCUAUGUGAAAGGCAUUCACUGUCAGGCUGGAAGCCCUUCCAGAAGCUAUUUAGGAAGAUUAUUGAUAUGGUAAUUGGCAGUAUUUAUAUAUGUCUGUGUUGAAUAUCUGGAGGUGGUUGGAGGAUGGAUGGCGGUUAAUGGAUUGAGGUUGAAUCCCAACAAGACAGAAGUGCUGUUUCUGGGGGGCAGAGGGUGGGCAUGUGUGGGGAAUUCCCUGGUCCUGAAUGGGGUAACUGUGCCUCUGAAGGACCAGGUGUGUGGCCUUGUGGUCAUUUUGGACUCACAGCUGUCUGUGGAACCACAGGUCAUUUCUGUGUCCAAGACGACUGUUCACCAGCUCCAGCUGGUGUGCCACCUGAGACCCCACCUGUCUGCCCACAGGUAGAUAUACUGUUUAUCUCCUGCUUAGACUACUGCAAUGUGCUCUAUGUGGGCCUACCUUUGAAGGUGACUUCAGAAACUACAACUAAUCCGGAAUAUGGCUGCUAGACUGGUGACUGGGAGUGGCCGCUAGGACCAUAUAGCACUGGUCCUUAAAGACCUACAAGGUGUUGGUGUUGACCUUAGAAGCUAUUAACAGCUUUGGCCCUAUAUAUCGCCAGGAGUCUCCACCCUCCAUUGUUCAGUCCAGAGGUUCAGCUCUGAGGGGCUUCUGGCGGUUCCCUCGCUGUGAAAAGUGAAGUUACAGGGAAUAAGGCUGAGGGCGUUCUCGGUAGUCACACCUGUCCUGUGGAAUACCCAUCAGGUGUCAAAAGGAUACAUAAUUAUACAGCCUUCUGUAGACAUCUGAAGCCAGCCCUAUAUCAGGAUGCUUCUAAUGUGUGAUGUUCUCUUGGGUGGUGGUGGUGUUUCUGUAUAUUAUGUUGGAAGCUGCCCAGAGUUGCUGGGGCAACCCAGUCAGAUGGGCGGGGUACCAAAAAUAAAUUAUUCUUAUGUAUUUUUCUGUAGUUGAACCAGUCGUGAGCCUAAAAAAGGGACCAAAUGCUUUAAUUGAUGGUGCCAAUCAGACACUUGCCGCAAUUUGCACAGCAGCCACCGGAAAACCAGCUGCAGAGGUUCUCUGGGAAGGUAGUCUUGGUGAAAUGGAAUCCACUUCAACUUCAUAUCCCAAUGAAACUGUGACAGUGGAGAGUAAAUACAAAGUGGUCCCCACAAGAUUUGCUAGAGGAAGGCAUAUAACAUGUGUUGUGAAACAUCCAGCCUUGGAAAAGGAGAUUAGAAUGGUGUAUGUGCUUGACAUUCAAUGUAAGUAAGUUGCAAUAUGUUCUCUGUCCUCAUCACUUUGUCCUCUAAAAACAUUUCAUAUUGUAAGUGAUAGGAUAUCUUGUUGAUAUCAAAUAUCUCCAGGCUUUUAAUACCUUUAAAUGGUUCUAAAUAGCCUUUGACUUAGACCUUACCCUUUAAAAAUAAAAGCCCUGUGUUGGGAACAAGGAAGAAUGUUGACAUAUGUUUCCUCUCUCAAGUCAUUCUACCUUGAGAAGUAGCUAGUAGCUAGCAAUUGCUCUUUUCCAUAUUCUGAUUUGAGUCCCAUCCCAAGGUAACUUGUGAUUUAUUGUUCGGCCAUAUUUAUAAUGUGGCUUCUCCCAGAAAUAUCUUGAUCAGAUUGCUUAAAUGGUCAGGACCAUUGCACAGCACAUUUGAAUUAUUCCAUAGUAACAUCUUAAUCGUGUCGUUACUGGCUAUAUAUAGUCAAAUAGGAAAUAAUUAUGUAUUUCACACUCUUACUUUGGGUCUUUGAAGUACCAAAACUUCAAGUUACAUAUAGACUUAAGAGUUUAUAUGUAACUUGAAGUUUUGGUACUUCAAAGACCCAAAAUAAGAGUGUGAAAUACAUAAUGUGUUAACUUUAAGCUACAGGGUGCCCUGGAAUAACAGCAGUUAUCUGGGGUGGGGGAUCAAUUCAGGGGGUGCAUGGCAACCAUAUUCUAAUUAAAUUCCAGGUUAACUGAAAUUGAUAACCUGCAGGAUAGUUUCCACUACUUAAUGCUUAUUUAUUAGAAUAUGUUCCUGACAAAUACAUUUUGAAGUUAUAUAUAUGAUCUGUGCAGAUAAAGUGCAAUAAAUAGUAUCUAAUUUAGAUAAUGUUAAAUGUGUUGAGAAUGUUAAGAUGGUUUCUUAACAGCCCUCUGACUGACAAUUUCACUUAAGACUGUUCCUUAAUGGAAUCAAAUGUAUUAUGUCCAAAUUCUAUUGACGGUGCAGGUUGACAAUGAUGGCAAGCAGGCAGAAGGUGAAAUCUGGGUAGGUUAGGUAUUCAUUAGAAGCUAAGAAAAUAAUUUAGAUGGGGGCUGUUUAAAGUUGCUAGAUUCCACAAAGUCUUACUUGAUUGUUUUCCAUAGUAGCUUAUGUUUAUAUAUGUUUGUAGAUUCCCCCGAGGUUACAGUGACUGGGUAUGAUGGAAACUGGUAUAUCGGAAGAGAGAAUGUUUUACUCAGGUGUAAUGCUGAUGCAAAUCCACUGCCAAUGGAGUUUACAUGGAGUCGGUAAGUUCUUGUUUAAUUCUGGCAUUCUUAAAAAUGUAAAAUAUUUUUCAAUUCUGUAUCUUAAUUUCUUAAAUAUAUAUCAGUCUGUGAACGCUAUGUUGCAAAUAGUUAAUUUAAAUUGCAAAGUUAUGGAAUUAAUUACCAUCCAAUGUGGUAGUAGCACUUAGCAUACGUGACUUCUUUAAAGGAUAAGGCCAAUCCAAGGAAAAUAGGUUAUUCAAUGGCUAUUAACCAUAACAGUUCAAAAUGUUCGUCUUGAGUGGCAAUAUGCCUCUAAUUUACCAGAUGCUUGGAGCAAACAGAGUGUGGCUGUUUGAAUCUUCCAGAAGAUUCAAACAGUGGUACCUCCGGUUGCGGACGGGAUCUGUUCCAGAGCUCUGGUCAGAUCCUGAGGUUUCCACAACCAGAGGGAGCGCUUCUGCGAAUGCGUGCACGGUGAAACCCAGAAAAAUACUUCCAGGUUUGCCGCGUUCGCAUCCUGAAGGUUAUGCAACCGGAGGGAGGUGUGCGUAUCCAGAGGUACCACUGUAUCUGACUGGUCACUUGGGUGGGAGGUCAGAAUUGUAGAUUAGAUGGUUCCUUGGUCUGUUCUAGCAAGAGAAAUAUUUUAAGCAGCAUAUUUGUCACAACUCAAAGCUUUCAGGGAGAAUGCAACACUGGUUUUCACAAAAAAAAACCAUCUCCUGCAUAUGCUAACAGCGUAAGAGAAAGACACAAUUUGAAUUAUUUAUGAAUAAAAUAGUAUGCUUUAUUGUUAAGUAGUAAUACAUUGCCACAUUGAAUUUAUCAACAAACAUAACAGGCUUCAGUAUAAACUGUAGAAUAGUUUUUUUUGCAGAAUGAUCUAUUGAUUUUAUGUAUAGCAGGUUUGGAGAUUGGAUGGCUUUUUGAAUUUCUGCAAAGCUGCUAGUAUUUUGUUGGGGGAUUGCCAGUCAUGAUUAAUGUUAAACACAAAUGUUGCAAUUGAUUAACUUUGGGUGACAGUUAUACUUGAUUCAGAAGUAAUCUAUGAUCUAUUAUAUACAUGGUAUAAAUAUACAACAGAGUAAAAUGUUGAAUAACAUUUUUAAAAGUUGCAUCAUGUCCAUAACUAGUUAAUAGCUGCCUUGUAUCAUUUUAAAGAUAAUUUUAUUUUAAUGUCAUUUUAUGUAUAAUCAAUUGAAAUGUAGUUUCCGUCUUAAUUUGCUGGCUCUGCAAAUUAUUUGAAGUUAAAAUGCUCUCUGAAACUACAGUCAGUAUAUUUGUAGUAAUGAAAUCACCACUACAAUUCAGUUCCAAAUGUAGCACAAUGGAAGAUUUCUUUCUUUUUUUAAAGGUCCAAACGUGUCCUAUUAGAGGAACUGAGUUUGGAUGUUAGUAGUAGCGACCUAUACAUUUUCAAUUCUUUUGCCCCUGAUUUUGAAGCCAUUCAAACCAUUCUUUUGAAACUUGAAGCACCUUGUAUUUUCAUUGUCAGUUUGGAGGAUAACUGGCUUAAAAGCUCCCCUUUUAUGCUGAUUGGGCAGCUCUAGGGACCCUGUUGCAGAAAAAUAACAAUUCUUUGACCACCCCCCUUCAACUUUGGAUCACAACACCACCAAUCUUAAGUUGAAAAACACUGUCCAUAACUGAAGAUAGAAGAUGAAGUGAUAUAAAUAUUUAAAAUCAACACUGAUCAGGAGCAUAUCAUGUUAUUUUUUCCUUGUGACCAGGCAUUUGCCCUUUUCCUUUAUGUUAGGCUGAGGCUGUGUACACACCAUACAUUUAAAGCAUAUGGCUUUCCCCAUAGUUUUCCCUCGCAGGGCUACAGUUCCUGGCAACCUUAACAAACUCCACUUCCUAGGAUUAUUUUGGGGAAGUAAUGCACUUUAAAUAUAUGGUGUAUACACAGGCUCACAUUAAUGGAGACCAGGUCUAGUUUAGUAGGUGAAUUAAGUGAUGAUAUGCCACCUUUGUGUAGCGCUUGCAUGCAGCAAGAAGAAAAUAUAAUUAAAUGCUCUUGAGAAGCCUUAAUUUCUUCCUGUGUUGCAUUGUGGGCAAGGUACUUUAUUACUGAAGAUGAUAUAGCUUCACAUCCUGUAAUCUUGCUGCAGUUGAUCUUACUACAUAUCCGUUAAACAUUGUUAACAAGACAUUUAACAUUUUUACUGUUGUAGUAGUUUGGUUUGAAUUAAAGUGUUGGUGCUUCUGCUUUGUAGCAAAAUUCUGCUUAUGUUCUGCUUAUGUUCAUGGUGUUUACAUGAAUAUAUACAAAUGUGAACAGGUAACUUAAAUGGGGGUGGGAGUGGGCGGUCCUUGGGUGCAACUAGUUAGGAGAUUUAGAAUGCUCUGUUCUCUCCUCUCCCUCAGUUUUGUCUGUGUGCCAUGUAUGAAGCAAAUAAAGGAUUGACACUUCUGUGCUGAACUUGCCAAAGAUAUGCAUGUAUACUUAUAGAAUAAUUAACUCAGACUGAUUGAGUUGUGAUGCUGCAUUGGAGGUAUUGUGAGACAUUUAAAUAGCACCCCACAUCCACUCACCAUUGCCAUCUGAUAAGCCGCUGGCUUGCUGAUAUAGGAAAAGGGCUCAUCAAAUGGCACUUUACUGAAGGCUCUCCAAGUUCUAGAGCCAACCCUAGAUGAGAGAAAAGCAGCUUUGUAGCUAAUAUAACUGGCAUGGAGGUACUAAGUAACACUGAUGAGUUUUCUGCAGAGGUUCAGAUGAGGAGCUAUGUACAUGUAUUCUGUACAGCAUAAAAAGUAACUAAACAGUAGUCAUUUAGAUUAUGCUUUAUGUAAUAUUAUAUGAAUGAAUUAUAUUAAUAUUAUAUGACUUAAUUGUGUGAUGUGAGAUGAUUGACCAGAAUUUAAUAUACAUUAUUUGGAAUGGGCAUAAGGCUAAAUUGGUGUAUGGACACCUAAUGCUCAGCUCAGCACCCUGAGAAGAGAAUUGUUUUAAUACCAAAUUUGACAUUGUACACAUCUCACCAAUAUUUUAAAGUAAAUGACUAGCUCUUAGGAGUAUGACAAAGUCUCAAUGUUUGUGGCAAUGUCUGCUGGGAUCUUAGAAGUCAGUACAGAAGUUGAGCAGAAUUUUAGGAUGUCGAAACAUGACAAUUGAAAUCCUUGUAUAUUUCUUUGUAUGUCUUCAUGAUUUUCACAGUUGCCUAGCAUGGAACUCUGUUUUGGAAACUGAGGGAAGAGUGUGUUACAGAAACCUAAGGUGGUUCUAUAUUAGUUUUAGAAUACAUGAACAAAAUUACUGCUGAACUCCUUCAGUUCUCAUAUUAAAUAUAAUUGUGAAAUUCAGUUUUUUAUUCCUCUUACUUUGAGAUACUCUGCACAUGAACUUAUUUGCUUCUAGAGAAGGAGAACCUCUUAGCUAUUUAAAAUUAUCUGAUUUGAAUAAAAUAUUAGAUUUGGAACACUCAAAAAUGCCUCUUUGUGAUUCAGGUUGGAUCGACAUUGGCCUGAAGGUUUACAGCCUUUAAACAAUACUCUGCAUUUCAACAGUCCAUUGACAUAUAAUUAUACUGGAACUUAUGUUUGUACAGUGGCUAAUCCACUUGGUCAAAAAAGUGAUCAAAAGACUAUCUACAUACUAGGUAAGUCACUGGGUGUUUUUUUCUUCAGUAUUUGAACAAACUUCUUAAUGAGAGGUCAGCAAUAUAAUGGUCAUAGUGUGUUAUUUAUUGUUUCAUUUUAACUAUUAGCUUGAGAGAACAUCAUCCAGUUUGCUUAAAGUUCCUUGUAAGAACAUUUCUAUUGCAUGGGAUGUAUAUUAUAUAAGCAAAAAUAUAGGAUGUAUCUGCACACAACGCUGACAGAAAUAAUGGUUGGCUUUAUAGUAGCUGGAGCGACAGGACUUUGGAUUAGCCUUAGGAACGCAAGUGGGCUGUAAGUGGGCAAAUAUUUGCCCUCCUGUAAAGAUGAUUGACAUGACAUAAUCUAGUAUGAUCUUCAAAAGCAAACCAGUACACUUUUCUUUACUGUUGACACAGCUGUGGUUGAAAUCAGGAGUUGGGGAAAUGAAGUUUUAAGUAGGAGUUUUAAAUGUACUUAACAAUAAUUUAAGGUAGUGUUUCUUGUACUGUGGGCUGGGGAUUGCCAGUGGGCGUAGCCUUGGCACAACAGCCCAUCUAGUGCCUCCUUACUUUUCUGCCCCCUGGUCUUUCUGUAACUGAGACCAGCAGCUCACUGCAUGCACAUGUUUAGACGUAAAUGACGGUUAGAGAAUGAAGCUGUGGCAUGCACAAAAAGGGGAAGGAGAAGAAUGGGUGGGCUGACAGCCUGGCUGUAGGUGAGAAGGAGGAGAGAGAACAGGAAGAAGGGAGGCAAAAGGAAUGGACAGAUGGAGAGAGAAGCCUUUUGGGAACUUCAUUUCAACAGUGCUUGCCUCCCAUUCCUCUUGUUCCCCACACAGUCUCCUACCGAGUGAUGAUGACCUCCUGUCUAAUUUGUGGCAGUAGAAGAGCAACCUUUCAUUGACAUAUAAUGAGAACCGGAGAGCCUGUUUGUGUGUGCAUGGCCACAGGAGGGUGGGAGAGCAGGUGGCCUGAGAGACCAGGGAACUGAAGAGUUUUUUGGGGGGAAGGGAUGUAAGAAGUAGAGUCCUACAAAAAUCAGUUUUGCUAUGUGUACUUUUAAAUUUGUUCACAACUGACCUGGAAUUAGGUUAGGGUAAGCAGUGAGGUAGCCAGAUUUACUGAUGAUACCAAAGGGUUCAAGGAAGUUAGGAGAAAAAGAAAUUGUGAGAAGCCACAAAAAAGGAUGAAUUCUUACCGUGUGAACAUGAUUUAUGAAAAGAUCUAUACUUCGAAGUGCUGAAAAAUAGAUGGUAGACCUGCAACAGUCGCAUUGUUCAUUCUUUUAAAAGCAAACUUGAUAUGAACAUUCAAUUACAGUAGAAAAAAAUAAAAGCUUGUUAAAGUUAGGGUUAAAUUUUAUCCUUUAUAUAAGGAUUUCCUGCAGUCUGACUUUUACGCUUGAUCUUCUCAAGAAGCAGAUAUAUGUUCCUAUGUUUUAUGUACAAUACAAUAUCUAAGUCUAUAAUGGGACAUUAUUUGUAUGUUUGGUUAUUUUAUUUAUUGCUCAAGGUAGCAUACAUAAUUCUUCCCAUUUUAUCCUCAUAAUACCCCUGUGAGGUAAGUUAAGCUGUAAGUUAGUGAGUGACUAGCCCAAGGACCUCCAGUGAUCUUAUUGGCUGACUGAGAAUUUAAACCCUGGUCUCCACAGGCCCUAGUUUGGCAAACAAACCACUACACCACGCUGGCUAUCUUGUUCUAAAUAUUACAGUCAGCAUCCUAUACAACAUAUAUCAGCAUCUAUUGCAUUUAACAGAACAUCUUCACUUUCAGUUGUUUAAGAGAUAAAUGUAGUUACUUUGCCCUGAAAACAUCCAAUCUUACAUGUUCAAAUUCACGUUAGUCAUUAAUAUUCCAACUUCAUAAGCUAUAUGUUCACUAUUUUCUGAGCUUAAUGCCUGCCAUUUGGAUUUUGUACUCCAGUGCAUGCAAACCUCUUUUUUUCAAACAGUUGUAUUUUGGCAGGUCACACUUUUGCACAUUCACAGGUUGCUGGAUCAAGCAUGGUCUCAGGUACUGACAGACCACGCAGUGUCUUGUGUAAGACUUAGGCUAACUCAAGCUAUUUUGGAGGUUAUUGGCCUGAGCUGAAGCAUUUGACAGUGUCUUAUGCCUAAACAAAGCAUUAAACGUACAGACACAAAUCUAUGCCAUCUCAUAGAUGUCACUCUUCUAAAGGUGUGGGUUUGUAGCAAGUCAAAGCUGCUUGUGGGAGUGCACACCCACUAUUGUUUAUUGAUUUCUACAGUGGCAUGGUGGUGCCAUUCUUGGAAGUGAUUUGCACCCAAAUGAAGUGUUGAAUCAUGCAUGUUAUAUCUAUAUGUAAAUUCCUAUUGAUUAUUCACAUACAUUUUUUUCCUAUUGAUCAAUCGUUCCUAUUAAGUUUUGGGUCUUUUUGCUGCUUAUUUAAUUUAGGCAACAGUUAAGCUAUAAGCGUUUGUAUUUGAACAGAAGUCAUGUGUAAUAAUGCAUGGGUUCUCAUUAUAUGAAGUUUUGAAUUUGAAAUAUGUUAAAGUUAAAGGGGUUGGGACCAUGGAAAGUCCUAUAUCAGCAGGGAUUGAAGGAGAAGACUGAAGGAAAGGAGUUGGCUUGUAAGGAAUAGAAAGGAGAAGAGUCUCUGAAGGAAGUUUAUAGGGAAGCAGCUGUUGAAAGCAAAUUCCAGACGGGUAGCAGUCUGCUACAACAAAACCAGUCUUGUACACAUUUAGAGACAAACAGAUUUAUUUUGGCAUAGGUUUCAUGAAAUAAAACUCAUCCGAUGCACCAGGUGUCAUCCUUGGUUGGCAGAUAUACCUGUCAGCUUGUAAUGGGUAGAAAGAAAAAUAAUAAUCAACAGUGGGGCCGAAAAGCCAUGAAGGAAGGUCGAGGGAGGGGUACUGUACAUAGACUUACUUUCUCUAUUCUUCCCACUCCUCAAUUUAUCUGCCGUCUUACUGGGACAGUCUGAGCAGCCCACAAGCUUCAGGUCCCAUCAUUCCUCUGCCCUCUAGCAUCUAAUUCUGAUGUGACCUUGAAAGAGGGAGGGACUAAAGGAAGAAGAGGAAGCCACCAAGCCCCUUCCAUUGCCACAGCUUUGGCUAGUUUUGCAUGCCUUGGCCUGGGAUCAUGAAAAAACUCAACAGCCACUCCCUCAACAAUGCUCCCUGUCUCUCAAGUAGUGUGGACAGAAGGUCCUCUGAUUGUCUACUCUGGCCCAUGGUGUGCUGCAAAUAAAUUCUGUUGACUGGAUUGGUAUACUGUAGAACAGGUGUGGGGUGGAAGAGGAGGAGGAGGAGGAAGAGGAAAAAGCUCCCUGACAUCACCCUAAUCAAAAGGCAACCUGAUUUUCAAGACAACAAUUUCAGCAUGUUUCCAGAUUUCCCCCUUUUCUUUUUUUCUUUUUAGCCUGGUGAUACUUCUGUUUCGGAAAAUGAUAGAAACUAAUUAAAUCUUUUUCACCUACUUCAUACAGGAUCAGAGAACUUUAUUCACUCCUUUUUAAACUAAACAUCAUUACUCUAGAUCAGGGGUUUCCAAACUGUGGUCCAUAUAAGAAAAAGUAGCAAUUAAAAUAUGAUUGGAAAUUAUACAGCAUUUAGCGCAGUGCAUUACAGUUGCUACAACAAGCGGGGGGGGGGGGGGAGAUCAUGAAGUUGUCUACCAAGACACUCAGCAAUUUUCAAGUAGUCCGUUGGAAGAAAAGUUUGGGAACCACUGUUCAAGAUCCCUAUGUUCAUCUAUGUAGUAUCCCCAUUUUACAAAUUCCUCUCCUUUCUCUUGUUCAUUUAAUGUACUUAAUGUAUGCAUAAAGAAUUAAACAGCUCACUGAUGAAAGUGAGUGAAUUAUGUUACUUAAUGACAAGUGGCAUAAUAGUAGUAGCAUAGACCUAAUGUUAGUAGAAUUUUUUGAGAAAAUUGGUUUGCUAUUCAAGCAUGUCAAAAAAGGCUAUAAAGAUUAUAUUAUGAAAGUUACUGUUCAUGGUAUUUUAGGAUUUAAGUGAAUUAUUCAGUGUAUAGUCAGCUAAAAUUUAAUAAUAAUAAUUAUUAAAAUUACUUAGAUUGUAUUUCAGUCUUCUAGAUUUUGUUUACUAAAUUAGCCUACACAGCUAAUUAUUUAUUUGAAGAAGUAGUCUAAACGUUAACAAUAACAUUUCAUGAAUAGCCUCCUCCAGUGGGCUAUUAGUUUUUAAAAUAGUUUUUAAAAAUAAUUAAAUAUUCUAAACUGUCUCCUAUCCUUUUUUAUAUCACCUAGAAUCCACUUGAUAAAUGUGAAGUAUAUUAAUACUAUUAUAUUUAGGAUCCAAAGAGCACUACUUUAUGUAUGUCCUAGGGUUUGGGCACGAUGAGUAGAAUUUUUUUGUUUCCUCUGACAUAUCCAUGGGCCAUAUCACAAGCAGCUUAUGCAACUCAACACAAUUUCAAGAUCAUUGCCAUGUGAGACUGAAAAGGGACCCACUGUUUGUUAUUCACAGCUUCAGACUGUCUUGGGUACAUAGAUACAACUUUUGUUGUAUCAUCCACAUACAACAAUUUCCAGUACCCAAAUGUAGUCUUAAACACAUCUUGCAUAGUCACCCCUUAACAAACCUGAGCAAUACUGAUGCCAAGUAAAGAUUGUAUGUGUUAUUUGAGCUUUUGAGUACCCAUACCACAACAGAAUAAACAUGCAAAUUUAGGUGUCAAAUAUUAGAAGGUUCAUUAGGUGCUUUUCAUAGAAACUGAAUGAAUCAUAGAAUUGUAGAGUUGGAAAGGAACCCUGAGGGUCAAUUUUGAAAUAAGAAACAAAUUUCUUAUGCUUUGAUUUGUUCCACAAGUCCUUUGUUUUUUUAGAAGGUUCCUAUUUUGAUUAAAAUGUUUCUUUAGUACUAAUGAGAAUUUUGGAAGCAUUGAAGUGCGCAACAAACUUUUUAAUGCUGCUAUCUUUUAAAAUCUUGUAACUAUCAAAUUGAAUCCUACCACUACAUACAUGGUCAGGGGAAAUGAAAAUAAUGAAGAACUAACUUCAGCAUGCAGCUUAUAGUUUUUCAUUCUCUAACAAAACUAUAUAUAAUACAUUAUUUCUUUCAUUCUUAACUCUUCCUUGGAAUAUAAGAAAAGGUUGACUUUUCAGCUGAUGGCAUUGAUCCAUGUUUGCUCUAAAACAGCAUGGAAAAAAUUGUUGAUGAUAUUGUUAGAGUAAACUAUUUUUUCAUACUUCAGUAAGCUGGUCCAGAAGUUAAGUCUGCUCCCUCUACCCAGAGUAAUGAAAUUAAAUGAAGAAUGAAAAACUAUGUUGAAGUACACUUACUUACUCAUCAACUGUGCUUUCUUAUCAGCUCUUAACUUAAUUUAGUUUGCAUUGACAUUCUCUGCCUUUUCUGUGUCUUGUGUAUCUCUGCUCUUUCAUUAGAUCCUCCUACUACUACCACUUCACCACCCACGAUUCCAUGGCUUCCUUCAACUGAUGGCAUCACAGGUUUAGCAACUCAGCCAAAACUAAAGCUUUUUCCAACAUCACCAUGGCCAGCAAUGCAGGAAGACAAUUGGGGCACUAUCAUCGGUAGUGCAGUGGGCGGGGCUCUUUUCCUGAUAUUUGUAUGUGUCUUGGCUGGAGUUAUCUUGUAUAGGAGAAGGAGGACGUUCCGUGGUGACUACUUCGCUAAGAACUACAUUCCACCAUCAGAUAUGCAAAAGGAGUCCCAAAUAGAUACCCUCCAGGUAGAGGAUGUGGAUUCUUACCCUGACAGUGUGAAAAAGGAAAUAAAACAUCCUGUGAACAGUCACAUAACUAAAGACUACUUGGGAGAAUCUGAAAAAACAGACUGGAACAAAGUAGACACUAUUAACAGGUACCAGGACAGGUAUGAAAGACCAAUGGAUUACUAUGAAGGUGGAACACUGGGAAUGAAAUACUUAGGUGAAGAAUGUUAUGAAGAAAAUGAAGAUGACUUAGUUUCACAUGUAGAUGGCUCUGUAAUAUCUCGAAAGGAGUGGUAUGUCUAAAGACCACCUUCAAGUCUUGACUAUACAUAAAGCUCCUUCAUUAGCUGAUCACUUUCAGAUUGUUUAUACUUUUUCUUGAGGAAUAGGUUUUUGAAGUUGAUUUUCAAGCUUUUUAUAUUCUAACUUGACAAUUGAAAUGUAAAAACCUCAUUUAAAUGUAUUGAAGCUGCUUUAUUAUUUUUUUCAAUGCUGUACUACUGUCUUUCACAAGAUAUGAAUUUUAAUAUAGUGCUUUAUUUGGCCUAUAGCACAAGAUAACCAAGUGCUAAGUGGAAAAAGAAAUUGUUAUAAAAAGUUUGAAAUGAAGCAACUGUCUUUGCUUGUGACUACAAAUUUAUGAUCAAGACUUACCUUGAUAGUACUUUUUGAUCCAUAAUUCUAGUAAACCGUAACAUGAAACUGAUUCAAGUACAGAGCUGAUCUAAGGUACACUUCGUUUACAAAAAAUUUAUGACAUGAAAUAUUCUGAUGGCACAGUUUUUUCAAAGCUUUAUUUUUAGGUUUUCUGCACAGAAUUUAAUACCUCUACAUUUUUGAGCCUUGCCAUUUAGAUACUGUAGUAGGUGGUACCUUUUACAGAUGACUUGUUGCACUGAACCUGCUGCAAUAGACUUUUCAAUGAAUAAAGUCUUGCAGCAUAACAGGAACUCUAUAUUUUUACACUGCAUUUUAUUUCCAAGCACUGGGAUGUAAGAUUCCAAUCACUUCAGUUGUGUUUCCAGACUCAUCCUUUCCAGAAGAUCUAUUAAAUGUUAUGUUGAUACAAUACAAACAGUUUACCCUACCUAAAUGGAAAAAAGUAAUGUUCAGGAAAUAGUAGGUUUCCAUAACAUUAAUUAAGCACAGAGCUAUAAAUGUGUUGAGUUGAAACCCAGAUGCAACUUCUGUAUUUGAAUGAAGAUGCAUUUUAAGAAAUAAACUUUUGGCUUUUCACAGAAUUUGAUGGUACAAGAAGUAUUUGGACUGUCUAAAGAAAUGUUGGCUAAAAAGCAGGGAAGCAUUAAAUGCAGGAGCAAAUUUAGACUUUGUAAGCAUUUGUCACUAUGAAAAGCAUGGCAUAUUUUGAAAGAGAAGGAUGAAACACUUUGGCUUAAACAGAAAAUAUACUAGCAUGGUAUAUUUCAUAUGAGGCAUUUUGAGACAUUUAUGCUGCUUGAAAAGAAUUGGAGUAGUGCAGUAAAAUUACUAUUAAAGUAAAUUAUUACUUAAUAGAUGGGAGAAACAAAUAUAUGUAAGGAGGGAUUUUCUCUGAAGGACAUAGGAAAUAGAGGCAACUGUGUUGUUUAAAAAUACAUCUCACAUAUAGGCUUUAGAAUACCUAGUUGGUUGUGUAGAGAAUAUAGCACAAUCAAUAGGAGCCCAUCAUACUUGCUUAGAAGCAAAUGCCAUUGAAAAUCCUAUGUUCAAACAUGCUCAAAACUGAAAAGGUAGAUGAGUGUUUGCUUCAAUAGAAACUUCUUUAAAACAUUUGCAUAUGAAGAAUUAGAUGAAUUUGGUAGCAUGUGUACAGACAAUAUUAAUGCUUUUUAGCUUCCCAGUAAAAACCUUGGAAGUAAUAUGAGCACAUUACAUAAUGACUUGCAGUAUUUUAGAGCUUUUCAGUCAGUACAGUAUCUGUAUUAAGGUGCAGUUUUGACAGCACACUGUGACUUGGUUGCUAUGUCUUCAGAAAUGUGACUGCAGUUGAGUAUAAAUACAUGAAACAGGUUUUCUACGCGUCUCUAUCACAUUGAUAAUUUAAGUGGUAACACUAUUUUACUUCACCAAAGUAUGUCUUCAGUACAUUUGGAAGUAAAAUUAUUAAACCAUGCUUGCCUGUGAACUCAAGUGAGUUUCAAUAAUUGCUUCAUGGAUCUGAUCCAUCAAUGGCUGAAGUUCUUACUUCAGUUAGCUUUUGAUCAGGCCACAAGGUAGCAGGUCCUAAUUUGUGCGUGUGUGUUUUUGUUGUUUUUUUUAAAGCUAGCUCAUGGUCUUAGGAACAUCUCCAUUGUAAUGCCAUACUUUUCUGUAAGCCCUCUAGAAAGCUUUCUUGUAACACUCAAAUUUAGAAGCAAGUACCUAAUAUUCUGUGUUUUCAAUAUAAAUUUGUUAAAAUUUGAUCAAGAGCUUUACAGUUUAAAAUGAAGAGGUUCAUACUAGGUUUAAGAUGUUCAGUGUUGCAGUGUUUUUACCUAAUGUAUGUUUGGUGUAAAUACAGAAUUGAUUGUAAGUAUGAAUAGUUGUGUGAAAUAAAUCUUUUGUUAAAUUAAUUUCUUGAAUGCAGGUCAUAUGCACAAAUGAUGGAAAGGCAUAUAAAAUGUAAUAGAGGUUAGAUUUGUGGUGAGGAAACAGGUAGACUAGAAAAUGAGAGCUGAAUACAGAAAAAACUGUUGAAUUAGUACUUCUAUAUAGCAUCUGAAAUACUUAACUAUAUUGGUAAAAGUGUUCAUAGAUUACUUACUAGUCAACAUAGCUGUCCUUGAUGACAGAUUGUAUAUUUUGUACUCCAUAGUCAGUACUCCAUAAUGCAGUUUUUAGCUGCAGAAAGUUUGGUCUGCUGUUUUGCUUGAAGUUGCCAAAUUAUUUUACUCUGUCAACUAUGGAGAAAAGUUGAUAACGAUAAACACAAGACUUGAGUUGGUCUUGCCUUCAGAUGACUCUACACAUGUAAGAAUCCCCAAACAAAUAGAAUCCAUACACAGGACAAAUAUGGAUUGUGCCCAGCGUAUUUUGUAGUACUAUUUCUCAGCAUGUCCAGAAAACAUUUGCUGCUGUAGCCACCAACAUGCCUUUAGUGUUUAUAUACAAAGUAGCUAUUAUUGAGAUGGUCCUUGUUUAAAAUCAGAUGAGCCAGCACAAGUUGAUUUCCAGAAUGAAUGAAAAACGAUUGCAGCAUAGCAUAAACAGUUUGAGUUUUGCGAGUUGUAUCAGCUGGGAGACAACCUAAUACAUAGCUAUGUAUGUAUGCUUUGUGAUGAAGAUUGUAUGCUUGUGUGAUGAAAGCAUAUGUGCCUAUUUUGUCAAUGCUGCUAAAUAUAUGUAUACUUUGGUGUAAUCAUGUUCGUUGGAUUAAUAGCUUGGGAGUCAUUAUGCAGUAGCAAACUUCCAGACACUCAUUCUUUGCCAGUUGGUUGUUGCGCAUUCCAUUCUUCCUGAGAAGAGCUGAUUUUGCAGCUUGCUAAUGAUUCCCAGGCAGUUUCCCAUUCACGUAGUUUUCAGAGUCAAUUCUAUGUAGCAUCAGUAGAAUUGCAUUGUGUGCCUUCAGACCAUUCUUUGGGCUGCUAAGUCAAAGAACUCAGUUGAUAGUAUUCUGCAGUUUGCAAAUUACAUUCAGUGUGUAAUAAAUCACAAGUCCUCGUGAAUAUCGAUGUUGAGUGUGAGAAGUACUGAUAGUUCAGUUGGGAAAUAGAUUAGAAAGGGAAGGUGUGUACCCUUCAUACUUAAUAUUCAUAUUUGCCAUGAAUGAACAGGCUUUCUUGGGUAGGGGAAAUGCAGUAGUGUGGCCCAAGUGAGCUUAAGUUAGAUCCCCUGAAAGCAGUGGCCUUUUUUUUACUUAGUUUUUGCUUUGGUUAGCCUUGGUUUCAAUAAAACAUUGUCUUAUAUAGCUUGUCCCUGUAUACAUUUGUUGAUGCAGGUGCGGAUCUUUCCUCCAAGAUGAAAAAAAAAGCAGUUUGGGGGUGAUAGUGUGAAAAUUCUGAUAUGGGAAUGAAUCAAGAAGUACCCCACCUGUACAUUCUGCAUUGGAUUUCAUCCUCCACAGCCACAUUUUGCAAAAGGAAAAACAUAGGGACAAACUAUACACCGUGUGUAGUUGAGACAUGUAUAAGUAAUAUUUUAGGUGGAUUUGGGCCAUUGGUAUAUAGACCUCCGAAGUCUAGACCUUUCCCCCUUGGAAAUGAUGUCAAAAUUCAAAGUAGGCUGUUAUAUGAACGUUUUUCAUGGCGGUGUUGCAUGUUGGUGAAGCAAAAAGCAGUGCAUGCAUUCAUAUAUUCUGAGAUAUCUGAGAUAUGGUGGAGAUAAAAAUAAUGCUAAAGAUAUUUUCAAAUACUUCUGAAAUAUUUAAGCAAUGAUUUGCACAUACAGUACAGGUAACACAUUUCAUUUAACAGAGUAACUGGGCAACUAAUUAACUUGCCACUAAAGGGUAACAUUCUUAUUGACCUACCACUGUGGUCCACUUCUGCUAUGAUGAGUCAAUUGUGAACAUUUCUAAUGUACCUGGUGUAGUUCCUGGUUUUCAACAUGUCAGGCCUUCAGAUUUUUAGAGAUUUUGUUUGUGUUUUAAGUAAAAUAAAACAAUGUCUACUGAUUUCUACAAAAAAAGAUACAGCUAGCACAUUUGAUAGUAAAAUUAGAUAACUUCAGAUAUCGUUGCUUUGUCCUAUCUCAGGGAUAUAGAAUAAGCAAAGUUGCUUUGGUAAGUAUAACUUCAGUAGCUUACGCUUUUGGAUUCUUAAAGUAUUAGAUAACUAUUUCUAAACCAGACGGAACUUUCAGUAUAACUGCCAUUUAUUUUUGUAUGUUGUUCCUAUGCACAGUCUAAAAACAAAUGGUUCUGUUUGUAGAUUGAAAUACAAAAGUUUGCUAUGCUAAAAAUUACUUUUCUAGACAUUGUUAAAGGCAUCUGUCUCAAAUACUUAACGCCUUGUGAGUUAAGAAUUGAAAAUCAUUUUCAUGUCAACAUAUUUUGAUUCCUCUUUUUUCAUCUUUAAAAGUUUAAGACUGUAUGUUCAAAUUCUGCCUUCAGCAAUCAUUUUUUAAUACUGCAUAGCUGUUGAUGACCCGCAUGCAGUGGAAAUGAUAAAUUGUAGAUUCCACAACAUGUUUAACUCGGAGGCAGCUAACUUUAUUUCUUUUUCCUGAAUUUGAGGAGUUUUGAUAACAUGACUCAUUGCUUGAAAAUCAUAAUGCAUGCUGAAUUACAUUUCAGAUGUUCCGUUUAAGCAGUCGUCAUCAGUAGCUGUAGCUGGGGCUGUCAUAGGAGCAGUACUUGCUCUCUUUAUCAUUACCAUCUUUGUGACAGUACUACUGACUCCCAGAAAGAAAAGGCCCACUUACAUGGACAAAAUGUAAGUUUUUUGUUUGUUUCUAAGCUGAUAUCCUUGCUUUCUAAAAAGCUUGAAGUGUUUACUCUCCCUUUUCUCAUGCUAUACCAUUCUAUUCUGCUUUAAGGCACAGUCCCUGUAGUGCUAAUACAAAAUGUCAGCAUACACUACUCAAAAAAUAUAUACCUAGUCUAAGAUCUUUACACUAGCACAAAUUAAAAAUUCUUUGUGUUUCUAAUGUGUUUAUUUUAUUUUUAUUUAGAAAGAUCUGUAGACUGCUUAAUCACAAAACUCUGUAACCAGUAUACAUUAUAUACUUAUUGAAAAAGCACAGCUAAAAUGAUGCCAUCUGCAGUGAUAUCAGCAAAGGCUAAUUAUCUGUUAUUUGUAAAGUUUGGCUUUUAUGUUUCUGUUGAAUAUGUUGGUGCUGGGUGGGUGGAACCCCUAAAAUAAUAUUGUUUACCUGCCUCUAUUCGUUGUACACCUAGACGUACAAUAAAGGUGUUGUUAGGUUUAAGAAAUCAUAGUGCUUCCCUUUUAAUUUCUCAAUAGUCUCUUACUGGCUAUUCAAAAUCUAGCAACUUUCUGACUUUAUAGAUAUUCUAUUGGCUUUUAGCUUUAAUUAAAAAAGAAAAAAAGAAUGAGUCUCGGUUUCCUGCUGGGUAGGUGUGGGUGUGGGUGUGGGAGAGAUAAAUAUGAUGAUCUAGAAAUCAUUCAUAGUUCUACCCCAGACUGAACUUAAUUCACCUUCAGUUCAUCCAGCAAUGUUAAGCACUACUUUCAGAGAUUUUGUAAACUAGUUCUGUGAACUUCAUUCAGCUGACCUGAGGGUCAUAGUAGAUAGCUCAUUGAAGAUAUUGAGUGAGUGUGCUAGCGAUCAUUAGGAAAGGAAUAAAACUACCAAUAUCCUAAUGCCAUUAUAGAAAUCUCUGGUGCGGCUACAUCUGGAAUACUGUGUACAGUCACCUCACCUCAAAAUGCAUAUUGAAGAGUUGGAAAAGGUUCAGAAAAAGGGCAACCAAAUAUCAAGGGGAUUGAACGAUACCCUUAUGAGGAAAGAUUGCAGCCUUUGGAACUUCUUGGUUAAGAGAAAAGGCGAAUAAGAGGUGACAUGAUAGAAGGUUGUAAAAUCAGACAUAGCAUGGAGAAAGUUGCAAGCGAAAAGCUCCCCCAGCUCCCAAACAUAAGACUAGAACUCCUCAACAUUCAAUGUAGCUGAAUGUUGGAAGAUUCAGGACAGGUAAAAUAAAGUACUUUUUCCAUAGUUAAACUAUGGAAUUCUCUCCCCCAAGUAGCAGUGAUCACCACCAACCUGGAUAGCUUUUAAAGAUAAUUAUACAAAUUCAGGGAGAAUAAGGCUGCCAAUGACUACUAGCCAAGAUGGCUAUACUCCAGGGUUGGAGACAGCAAUGCUUCUGGAAACCAAUUGCAGGAAAUUGCAGGAGGGGAGAGUGCUCUUGUGCAGUCUUCCCAGGUGCAUCUGUUUGGUCACUGGGCUAGAUGGGCCACUGGACUGAUCCAGCAGGGCUGUUCUUAUAUGAUGUGCUCUGUUUCUCUUUAUACAGGUAAUGCUUGACAAAUCUGUUGAGUUAUUCAAACCAAUGCCAUUUAAGAAAUUGUCGCAAGUGGGAUACUUGCAAUUUUAUAUUAAUGGCAUUUCCUAUUCUAUGACCAAGGAAGUUUCCAUUUUACUUGUUUACAGCUGUAAUCUGCACUUGAUUCAAUUAUUUCGCCAAUAGUGGUGACUAAACUCCAAGUUUUCCAAUGCAGGAUUGAUCUUCCACCAACACACAAGCCUCCGUCUUCAUAUGAAGAAAGAGCUCGUUCCUUGUCUCAGAAAGAAAUAAUUCUUCCAGUAAGUUAUUGAUGAAGCAUACUUCCAAAGUAAAAGGAUCUUUUAAUGUUGCUUAAUACAAAUUGAUCUAUAGAAGAUAUUCAGUUGACAUAAGACAUUAUUUUGUUACUCAGUUGAUAUAGUAUAUUUCUGCCAGCCAGACUUCUAAGUAAUUACACUAAUAUAUUUAAUUCCCAUAUGAGGGUUUAAUCAGGUUCUUGAACCUCAAAAGACUGUUAUGGGUUUAUCCCAAGCUGGAGUCCUCUUUGAGAACGAACCUCAGAUUGCAUUAUAUAUCUGAGUAAAUGUAUGUGUGUCUUGUCAAGUCUGAAGGGUGCACGCUCAUGAACUUCAUUACAUGUCCCUUUUAAAAUACUUGGAAGUGAGUGUUGAAGGAAUUGCAGGUAGUAAAUCUUCUGCAACCCCAUCCCCACAAGAGUUUUACUAAGACUCAUGGCAAGAGUGGCAGCAAAUAUUUAGGGGUGGGCAGGGGAAGGUGGGAGAAAUACUUGUUCAGUCAACUUUAUUAUUAAAGGUAAAGGGACCCCGGACUGUUAGGUCCAGUCAUGGAUGACUCUGGAGUUGCAGCGCUCAUCUCGCUUUACUGGCCGAGGGAGCUGAUGUAUAGCUUCUGGGUCAUGUGGCCAGCAUGACUAAGCUGCUUCUGGUGAACCAGAACAGUGCACGGAAAUGCCUUUUACCUUCCCGCCGGAGCAGUACCUAUUUAUCUACUUGCACUUUGACGGGCUUUCAAACUGUUAGGUUCGCAGGAGCAGGGACCGAGCAACAGGAGCUGACCUCGUUGUGCGGAUUCAAACUGCUGACCUUCCUAUCGGCAAGCCCUAGACUCAGUGGUUUAGACCACAGCGCCACCCGUGUCCCUCAACUUUAUUACAAGCCCACACAAAAGUUAUUUUAAUUUCACCCCCAUUCAAAGGAAUGCUUACCCACUGCCCACUGAAAGUAAUGAAGAAGUCUGGGCCACAUACUUUGAUUCCGCGUAAUGCAUAAUGGAUUUCUGUACCACGUUAAAUGGCUUUUCAGGAGUCCACAUUCUGUAUUGUUAUUUAGCCACCCAAAUCUACUGUUAGGUUCUUCUACGGCUAUAGAAACCAACAGGAUCGGAGGAAUGCAGCCACUCCAGAAAAAGCUAGAGUUAGCCCUAACAAUAUGAGGCAGUAAUCUUUCUAGCCUACGCAGUCAACGACAUGGUCACCAUUGCAUUCUGACUAAGAAAAUCUAUCAAAGGCAUGCAAGUUUCUGGUCACUGAAGCUUUCAGUAUAAGAUUGUGUAAAUCCUUGUGUUCCCCAACUAGCAGUUGAAGCUCCUGAAAUACUGAUGUGAAAGAAUAUUGUGAGCAAAACGAGGUUCGGGGUCAAGCUGCCUGGUUAAAAGUUCUAGACAUCAUCUAAUAGUGACUAAAUACAGUCUAGCCAGGCCCCCAGCACACACCAUUCUGACGUAAUCAUGCAGUAUUGUAGAACUGAAUAGUGUUUGUUUAGUACACUAUGAAGCAAAAAACGUUUGGCUUAUAUUAUAAAAUAUCAAAGGAAGUAGAAUAAACCCAGACAAAAUAUGACUACCAAUUCAGAAAGCAGCAUGACUCCAUCAGAAUCAAGUGAUGUUCUAAUGUUUGGCUAGCAAAUCUCAGAAGAGACUGGCAUUGUUAAGCUUUGGCAUCCACUUGUAAUGAAAGCUGAUUGGCUUUGCAUUAACUAUUGGCUUUGCAUUAACUGUUGCGAAUUCAUUGCAUCCAAAACUACAGUUAAAAUAAUUUUGCAUAUUGGAAUCUUUACAGAAUGCAAAGCUGCUUCACUAUAGUUGCCCAAAAUUAUGUAAGGAUGAGCUGCAAGCAAGAUACUCGUGUUUGCUUUCUGUGUUAAAGAUUAAGCCAGUGUUGGGUUGAGGUUGAGGUUGAGGUAGGGGGUUGGUAUUCAUUUCUGAGGUUUGGAGAUAAUUUGUGUGCAAGUAAUGUAGAACUUAAAAAAAAAAAAUCCUUCUCAAUUCUUCUAAAAUCAAAGUGCUUAUGAAAUUCUCUUUGUUUUCUAUAUUAUUUUGUAGAAUGAUACCAGGUGAUAAGAAGACAUAAAUGCAUUCUUACUGUGUACAUUGCUGUAGCUGCAUGUGAUUUUGGUAUAAGGCACAUUCAUAUCUAUCUUAAGUCAAGAUGUUUUCCUUAUUAUUAUUUUUUAACUAUUUAGUGCCUUUCAUCAAACUUCCAUAGAAACAACAAAAUAAUACUAUGCAAACAGAAAACAAUACAGCAGUAACUAAAAGCACAGCAGAGUGAUUGUUAAUUUCAAACUUCAACUGAUACAAAACAAAUACUUGACUUUCUGGACAGCCAGCAAGGAUGAUACUCUUCACUUGGGGCAGAAGUUCUCUUAAUACUGGGUUGCCUACAGAAAUGGCCCUGCAUUGUGGGGAGGCUAGACCUUCCCUACAACAUGGAUGAAUCUGUGGCAGGUCCUCAGCAUUAGCUCUUAAGUGUCAGGAAGAUCUUGUUUCUUGAAGCAUGUAGUGACUGCCCCAACACUGGUCAUCACAGCAGUCUCAGUAAGUUUGGCACCCAGCAAAAGUCCCGAUGUGCAAGUGGACUGGAGUACUGCCACUGUCGUGCCUGCUACUUCUUCACUGGCCACAGCUGGUGCAAACAUUUCAGCAGCAAAAGAUUAUGCCACAGAUCGUCUACUGAUGAAUCCUUCUGCUCGAAGCACUGCUGAGACAGAAACCACAGUGCCUACUCUCAGACCUUCCCCACUUUUCCACAUUGAUCAGUCUUCUUUGAGUCUUAGGAUCCAGAUGUUUGCAGUGCCUUAGAAUCUGCUUCUAGCCUUUCUCCCUUCUAGGCAGCAAACAGAUGCCUGGUGUCCAAAACUGGGUGGAAUGCAAGGUGCUGUAAGUUUUUAUAAACCUGAGUUUUGAAUGAGAAGGAGGACAUGGAGCCAGAAGAAAAGAAAAUACCCUGUUUCUGAAUAACAGUUUCAUAUUUCUGCCUCCAAUGCAAAGUGUUGGUUUUGACCUUUAGGGCCCUAGCUUGGAUUCAGGGUACUUGGAGGAUAGCCACUCCCAACAUGUACCUGCCUUAGCAUCAGCAUCUUCAGAAGCUCUUCUCCAGGUGCCCCAAUCAGGUGAAAUGUGUCAAAUAUUUACCAGUGGAAGUGCCUUUUCAGUAGUGGCGCCCCAGUUAUGUAAUGUCCUCUCCACACUUUGCACAAUAUCGCAACCUCUCCUGUGCUGAACAGCCUUGUAGUUAGGAGUGGUUCCCAGAAUGCUGGAUUCCUCACCUCUAAUCAAGGGCAAACAAGAUAGUAUGCAUAAACUCAACCUUCUGCAACUCAGCCUUUCCCCUGAAAAACACUCAAGGAAGAGGUCACAUGGACUGCUGAAUCAAGCAGAGGGAGCAGGUGCCACACAUUCUUCACUGUUGGGUUUUUGCUUCAGAUGACCCCUUGGUAAAAAAUUGUCACUACUAUAUCACUUGGGACGUGGGUGGCGCUGUGGGUUAAACCACAGAGCCUAGGACUUGCCGAUCAGAAGGUUGGUGGUUCGAAUCCCCGCAACGGGGUGAGCUCCCGUUGCUCAGUCCCUGCUCCUGCCAACCUAGCAGUUCGAAAGCACGUCAAAGUGCAAGUAGAUAAAUAGGUAGCGCUCCAGCGGGGAAGGUAAACGGCGUUUCCGUGCGCUGCUCUGGUUCACCAGAAGCAGCUUAGUCAUGCUGGCCACGUGACCCGGAAGCUGUACGCCAGCUCCCUCGGCCAAUAAAGCGAGAUGAGCGCCACAACCCCAGAGUCAGUCAUGACUGGACCUAAUGGUAAUAAAGAACCUAAUGGUACCUUUACUAUAUCACUUAGUAUGGAAGAUUAUGCCCAUAUGCAGAAUAAAUGUGAGCCUUAUAUGAAGCUUUUCAACCAUUAAAUAAUACUAAGUUUUGAAGAAUACUGUAAAAGGGAGAAUACAGUGGUGCCUCGCAAGACGAAAUUAAUUUGUUCCGUGAGUUUUUUCGUCUAGUGAAUUUUUCGUCUUGCGAAGCGCGAAAUCCCAUAGGAAUGCAUUGAAAUUCAAUUAUUUCGUUCCUAUGGUCAAAAAAAGUCCAAACAAAGCCAAAUUUGGUACAACAAGAGUUUAUUAAGUGCUCUUUAAAGUCACACAUACUGUAAAGAGCAUUUCAAAAAUUGAUGGAACAAUAAAUUAAGUUUCUAAACAUGACAGAAAAACAUUUAAAAAUCAACAAAGUGUACAGUACAUUUUCUAAGACUCUGGGGACCACUCGAAGAAGGUUCCUCUUCCACUCUUUGCUUCUUGCUGAAGAACCUGUCCAUGGUCUGCUGCUUCAUCCGCCUUUUCAGCACCUCCCUGAAAGGCGACAUGACCCUCGUAUCAAAAGUGUUCACAAGGUCAUGUGCCAUGUGCUUGUCAGGGUGGUGCCGCUGUGCAAAAGCCUGCACAUCCUUCCACUUCAUGCAAAUGUCCCUCAGUUCUUUGGAGGACAGCCGUUCCUCAGUUGCUUCCUCCUCUUCCAGCGAGGCCUGCUCCUGCGCAGCCUCUGCCUACAGUUCGACCAGCUCCUGGGUGGUCAGCUCGUGGCCGUGCUCCUCCACCAGCUCGCUGAUGUCCUCCUCUGUGACCUCCAGGCCCAUGGUCCUCCCCAAGGCAACAAUGUCCUGCACCACUGUUGACUCUGGUGCAUCAGAGUCACUUGGUGCAUCAGAGUCACUUGGUGCCACACAGUCCGGCCACAGGCUGCGCCAAGCGCAAUUCAAAUUUCUCUGGCUGAUCCCGUUCCAGGCCGUGGUGAUCAUCUUCAAGCAGGUGACGAUGUCGAAGUGGUCCUUCCAGAAUUCCCGCUGGGUGAUGGUGGUGCAAUCAGUCACCUCGAAGCAUCGCCUGAAAAGCUCCUUGGUGUAGAGUUUUUUGAAAUUGGCGAUGACCUGCUGAUCCAUCGGCUGGAGCAGUGGCGUGGUGUUAGGCGGCAGGAACAUGAUGCUGAUGAAGCUGAAUUCCUCCAACAAGUCCUCCUCAAGGCCUUUAGGAUGAGCAGGAGCAUUGUCCAUCAGAAGCAAAGCUUUCAGCGGCAGGUCAUUGUCCAGCAGGUACUGUUUGACAGCAGGGCCAAAAGCAAGAUUGACCCAGUCCACAAACAGCACACGUGUGACCCAAGCCUUACUGUUGGAUCGCCACAUGACACUCAGCCGCUCCUUGUCGACCUUGUGUUUCUUGAAGGCCCGUGGGUUCUCCGAGUGGUACACCAGCACGGGCUUGAUCUUCAGGUCGCCGCUUGCGUUGGCACAGAAGAGCAGGGUCAGACGGUCCUUCAUGGGCUUGUGGCCAGGCAACUUGGCCUCCUCCUGUGUGAUGAAAGUCCUUUUGGACAUCCUCUUCCAAAACAGCCCGGUCUCGUCGCAGUUGAAGACCUGCUGUGGAGCGUAGCCCUCCGUCUUCUUCACAGCCUCCAGGAACUCCACUGCAAAGUCUUCAGCCGCAGGAACAUCAGAACUGGCAGCCUCUCCAUGCCUGACCACGCUGUGGAUUCCAGAUCUUGCCUUGAACCGGUCAAACCAACCUCUGCUUGCCUUGAAGACUUCUGGCUCGCCUGAGGUUCCUGGCUGUUCCCGGACGAGGUCUGCGUGCAAGGCCUUGGCCUUCUCACAAAUGACGGCCUCAGUCACUGUGUCCCCUGCACGCUGCUUCUCUUCUAACCAGAUGAGCAGCAACUUCUCCACCUCCUCCAGAACAGCUGGGAGGUUCUUUACGAUCCUGGUGACUCCCUUGGCUGCAUCAGUCGCAAGGAUCUUCUCCCUCAUCUUCAGGAUAGUCCCGAUGGUCGAUGGAUUCCUCCCGUACUCCCUGGCGAGGUCUGUCACACGCAUUCCACCGUCGUGCUUCCGGAUGAUCUCCUUCUUCAUUUCCAGCGUCACCUUCUCCUUCUUCCUCUCGCCGGCCUCUGCAGCAGCAGUCUUCUUGGGUCCCAUGGCAGCACAGCUCCUAGCUUCGCAAACUCAGAAAGAAAAAAAAAGAAUCAGUGCUUCACAUCCAAAAAAUUCAAAAGCACCCAGCCACCCACCACACAGAAAUUCAAACCCAGAACCAAGUCCUUGAAUUCCAAACACCCAACCCAAAAUCCAAAACCCCCCAAAAAAGUUUUAAAAGUUUAACCUACCAAAUGGCUGCAAAAGAAGUUUUGGAAAAGCUUCAAAAAUCGCCAAAGUCUUCUAAAACCUCAAAUGGCUGCAAAAGAAGUUUUGGAAAAGCUUCAAAAAUCGCCAAAGUCUUCUAAAACCUCAAAUGGCUGCAAAAGAAGUUUUGGAAAAGCUUCAAAAAUCACCAAAGUCUUCAAAAACCUCAACUGUUCCCCCAGCCACCCACCCACCACACAGAAAUUGCAAACCCCUCCCCAACUGUUGCAAACCCCUCCCCAACUGUUCCCCCAGCCACCCACCACACAGAAAUUCAAACCCAGAAUUUUUUUAAAAAAAACAACAACAUGGCCCAAUGGUCACAGAAAAUCAUAAAAAUGCAGAAAAAAACCACACAAGCUUCCAGAUUCUUGCAAACCCCUCCCCAACUGUUCCCCCAGCCACCCACCACACAGAAAUUCAAACCCAGAACUUUUUUUAAAAAAAACAACAUGGCCCAAUGGUCACAGAAAAUCAUAAAAAUGCAGGGGGGAAAAACAAGCUCCCAGAUUCUUGCAACCCUCUCCCCAACACCAAGUCCUUGAAUUCCAAACACCCCAACCCAAAAUCCAAAAACCCCCAAAAAAGUUUUCAAAGUUUAACUUACCAAAUGGCUGCAAAAGAAGUUUUGGAAAAGCUUCAAAAAUCGCCAAAGUCUUCAAAAACCUCAAAAAAGGCUACCACACCGCGUGCUAUGAGUUGCUCCUCGAAGUCAAGUCGCAACUGCACCUCUUCAAGCAAUGCACCUUGGGUUUUAACGGUUUUAUGAAAAAGGAAACAAACUUGCAAGACGUUUUCGUCUUGCGAAGCAAGCCCAUAGGGAAAUUCGUCUUGCGAAGCAGCUCAAAAAACGAAAAACCCUUUCGUCUAGCGAGUUUUUCGUCUUGCGAGGCAUUCGUCUUGCGGGGCACCACUGUAGGCCUUCAUUCAAUAUUUGUUUUUCUUUUACUGAGCUGUCUUAAUACUGUUUUAAAUUGCAUGUUGACAAAUAUUAAUGGUACUGAAUGUGCAUUGUAUUGAAGAAAGUAUAAGUUACAGAAAAUCCAUAUCAUUAUACUAUAAAUUAAGUCAUUGUAUUUAUUUAUUAUUUAGGAUUCCACAGCAAUUAAUACGUCUAAUUUGAGUAUUGUCAUUCAAGGACAUACCUUUUAAGAAGAAAGCAAUAUGAUGAAGAAGCCAGAUAGAUUUUUGUUUCAUACUUUAAUCAUCUAUUUUGGUUUUUUUAGAAGAUGGUAAACUGCAGGCAACUGAGCUAUGAAGAAGAAAAUUCCUUGGCUCAUGAUAGCCAUCAGCAAAUGUGCCCAGCUUUCAAGCAAACAAAUUGCAAAGACUGGAGCAGCAAGAAGCAUCCUGAGCCAGACAAUAGAAGAGUGUAUAUCAAUCCCAGGGAACAUUAUGUUUGACUUCUCACCUGUAAAUUGAUGAUCAAAAGUAAUAUGACUUUUCUAAUAACUGUUUUAUAUCAUAUGGAUUUCUAGAUUAUAUGAUUUAGGUUCAAUGAAUGCUUUGCCUUCUCUUAUUGUGGAAAAAAUGAGGCAAAGGAAAUGGGAAUAGUAGUAAAACUCAAAUUUGUAGAGAACAGUGUUUCUUAAUGCUUUACUACGGUAAUCUGUCUACCACAGAUUUCUGUGUAUUUUGAAAUUUCUAUGUAUUUUUAUUCAACUUGGAUGGGGGUAUAAUGGUGAAAUUAGAGCCAAUUUUUCUUAGCUAUUCCUCUGAAUUGUUUCUACCUAACUAACCCUAUAAUAUUUACUGCUGUGAGUUUGUCCAAUCUCCCCCACUCUGCAGCUUCAUUGGCUGCUGCUUUUUGGAGUAUGGAAAGUUGCAUUGCAAUGACAUUGCAUCAUGUGUUUUGUAAUCUUAGAUAUUACUGGAAGGGAGAAGAGAAGGCAUGGGGUCUUGCAUUUGGCUACAGUCAUGAAUGCUUGUAACAGUAAAAACCAAGUGCUCAUUUACUGAUUUGUUGCCUUAUAGGAAAUGCUGGAAGGUGUUGCCUACUUCAUAAAUGGACGGUUUUGCUGUUGUCCUGGGUUAAUGCUAGCCUAAAUCGUUACCUUGCCAUUUAAAACUGGAGCACAAAUUUUCAGGAUUCACUUUCAUACCAGUGAUUCUUACCUAAAUCAGAUUAUUUUAGUCAUUCGCUUAAUCAGGCAUACCAGAAGUAAAAAUUGGAAUAUUGAAAAGGUAAAGAGUGACUUCAUGUACUACAGAAAGAGAAAUAAAAAUAACGUAGCAAAAAUAAUGGAUAAGCUGUUUGUUUUUGUUCCAUUAUUUACAUGAGUGUAGAAAACAAUUUAACAGGGAACCCAGCUGGAUGCAGUUUCUUCUGAAUUUCCCAUAUUUAGUAUUUUUUAGCUAAUUUCUUUGGCCUAAUUAUGUGUAAUCCCAUAGCCAUAAAGGGCUCCUACGUUCAGUCUUUUCAUUUACAUUGCAAGGUGCAUCGACCAGUUACUUUGCUGCUUUGUUCUCAAAUGUAGUAAAAGGUUGGCUUCACCUAAUGUGUCUUAUUUAGACCUGCAAACAAGUGGGGAGGUCCUAUCAUGCUGCCAAUAACAGGCCAGUGGGAGGUGUAGAUAGUUCUACAAGCCUACAUUUCAUUGGUUUUCAUCCUUAUUAUGCGGAACAAUGUUAAAGGUUCCAUGGGGUUUAUAGAAAUGCAAAUAGGCCUUUGAACAGAGUUUCAAGUUUAUUGCUGAAGGUAAGUAGCAAAAUAAAUGGCAAGUAACCUUGAAAUGCAAAUUAUGUACUAAGAUGUAGCUUUUAUGUAAAAAGCCUGGCUAAGUCAAUUGUGCCUGUACAAAACAAAUGCAUUUCAGUUCUAUAUGUAAAGAGGUGUAGCUUGAUUUAGGUGCACGUUUGCCUACAUGAUUUUGUGUUUUGAGCACAGAGCUUAGAAAAAUGGCUGAGGUAUGUAUAGGGAGAUUAGUGAAUUUAGAGCAGACGAUAAAGUUUCAAUAAAGAUGAAUUUGAUACACUGUUUAGUGUUUCAACACAAGACCUUAAACACAUUCAUAUUUUUGUUGCUUAAAAAUGUAUAAGUGGUUUUGCAUUUUAAACACAAACUUUGUUUUUAAUACUUAUAUAUGUGCCAAUGUCAGUUUGAAGAAAUGUGAAAGUAGAAAAUUUGCAUUGAACUAUUCUAAACAUGCCUGGGUGGAUAGAAGAAGUUGUUUCAUUUAUUUCUGCAUAGUAAGCAAAAUAAAUUGGACCCAAGCAG
Podarcis lilfordi (Lilford's wall lizard) is the source of this 46743-nucleotide messenger RNA. NCBI's taxonomy places the organism in Eukaryota, Metazoa, Chordata, Lepidosauria, Squamata, Lacertidae. The record is from the annotation of a GenBank genome assembly.